Molecule: messenger RNA, 68918 nt
Organism: Podarcis lilfordi (Lilford's wall lizard)
Lineage: Eukaryota; Metazoa; Chordata; Lepidosauria; Squamata; Lacertidae
Source: the annotation of a GenBank genome assembly
UGGCCUCCCGCACUUAAAGCGCGCGAGCGAAGGGACGCACGGACGCGUAAGCUCUGGUUGGCUGGCUAUCUUGCAGCCGUACGCAAAGAGGCGUGCGGAGAACCGCCUGGAGGAAAGAGAGAGAGAGAGAGCGCGCGCGAGGGAGAGGAGGGGAGAGGUCACGUGAUCCGACGCCAAGAUGGCCGCCGCUGCCUCCUUGUUUUGAUGAAUAAUCUCUGUGUAGGGAGGCAGAAGCAGCGUCUGCAGCAGCUGAGGGAGAAGAGUGUGAGGGGGCAGCUCUGAGGGGAGUGUGUUGGUGGCUUGCCGAGAGGUGUAAGGCCAGUCAUUGGCGCGGGCUUUCCCCACCACCACCCUCCUUCCACACUGCCUCCUUUUCUCUGCAGCCCCAGCCAAGCCAGGCACCUGGAGAAUUCAAGGGGCUGAGGUGGAAGAGAAGGUGGCUUAAGCUGGGACCGCGUGCGAGGCGAAAGGGAGGCAGCUGGCUAAACUGGGGCUUCAGGUUAGGCAGCCGAUUAAGGGGAGACUGUUGUAAUAUAUAGCUGGUGGCAGGGCGCUGUAUUCAUUUAUCUAUCUAUAUAUUGAAUAUACUGUAUAGGAGCCAGCAAGCAGCUUGGGGUUUCUAGCAGAGGGAGAAAGAGCGGGACCUAUCUUAUGUGUAUAUAUGGGACUAAUAGGGUUUCCUGGGUAUACGGAAGGCAGCCUGCGAUUGGGAACUGGGGGUAGUGAGCAAGCGGAAGGCUCUCUGCCGUGUUUGGUGGACGGUGAGCAAUAGGAGCCUCUUGUGAUACGAGGCGGUGUCUUGCUGACCUGGGGAGCUUUCAGGGUUUGUAGGAAGGUCCAUAACAGGCGGCAGGGUGCCACUGAGGCUUUAGGACAACUGGGGGACAGUGAGCAGCGAGGUUUCGGUCGGAGGCUGCUUGGUAGGCCAUCUGGGGCGCCUGGAGUGUGGAGAAAAAAGGUCAGUGGGACCCAAGGCAGGAAGCAGGAGCUAGGAUCCUAGGGGGUUAUCGGCAGCUUGGGGUGCCUGUGGAGGGAGGCUUUUAAAGCUGGGGCUACAGCGGAGAUAGUUUCAGGUACAGGAAGGGGUAAGGCCUGGAGGUUUAGAUAGGAGUGGCUUAUGCGUAUGUUCAUAAUCAUUUAGUUGACUAGCAAACCAGAGAGAAACAGCCUCUGCCCAAGAACAGGGGAAGUAUAUUCUGUGGUGGUGGUCUUUACCUCUGACUAUGCAAUUCUGAAACGUCCCUAGGGAAAGAGGCAGCACGACAGGAUUUCCCUUAAAGACUCUCUCUCCCACAAGCACGCCCCUCAAGGGAAGUACAGAGCUCCCCUUCCCCCAAACUCCUUUCACCAUUAAGAGGAAAACAAUGGAGGAGCUGAGCGCUGAUGAGGUGAGUUUGGGGAUUGUUGACUGAACAGCGGAUGUUGUGGGAAGGGAGGCUGGGCACCAGGAUGUAUCCUACAGGUAAAUGGUUCUACUGAAGGGGGUUUGCCAUGGGGAUUUGUGGAGUCCCACUAUUUCUGCAAAGUGAAUAAAUUUGUAUGUGGACCUUGGAGACCAGAGUUCAAGUCAUCUCUUAGCUAUGAAACUUGCUGGGUGACCUUGGGCCAGUCACUUGUCUGUUUGCCUAACCUACCUUGCAGUGUUGUUGUGGAGAUAAAAUGGCGAGAGGGGAACUAUAUGUUUGGGCAGGAGUUUUGAUUCCCUAGCUAGAGUGCUAGAAUGCCUCUGGAUAUAAACGUAGUAAAUGAUAACAGAUUAGUUUUGCUAUUUUGGAUAAAUGCACAAGUAAUAUAAUGGUCUUGUGUUGCAUUUUCUCCCCGCCACUUUUUGGACACACCUCACCCUACUUAAGUCUGCAAUUAUAUAGAGGGUGGGGUUGUUUUUAAUCCCUUCUUUUUAGUUGAGUAUUCACCUAUGUUGAGUAACACAUGUCAGAUUUUUCUUACUUGGAGAAACUUUUUAAAAGUGUGUUUUGGUUUAUUGAAUGUCUAAAGCUUGACAGUACUUUGUGCUUAAAGGGAACUUUUCAAUUUACAUUAUUUGAUACUGAGGGAUAGAUAGCUAUUUUCCCAUUGGGGUGGCCUACUACCAGGGCCAUUUUUAGGUCUUUGUUCAGAUAACGUUUUGGACUUCUCCUUUGUCCAAGUUGUCUAUGAAAGAAAGGUGUAGGUGGGGACACACAACAGGUCUCCUCAACAGAAACAUGUAGAUGUUAGGCUUCUAUUUAAAGCUUUGGUUUCAAAUUCAGAGUUGUAAGUUUUUUCAGGUGGGAACCCACAGUGCGAGAGGUGCUAGUAUGAUUGCUUAUGGAAUGAUUCCAGGGUUGUUGGAUACUGUCCUGGUGAGGUGUUUCUUGAGAGUACUUCCUGUCUUACUAAGAGGAUGUCCUGUGUUUUAUUCAGACUUAAUUGUGAAGUUUAAACAAAAACAAUUUAAACUUCAAAAAAUAAUCACAAUGAGGGAAUCUUUUCUAUCUACACAUUGAUAUUUUCAUCUUGUUUAAUUCUAGUCUUUCAUGAUCUCUCUCUCUCUCUCUCCCUCCAUCCAUCCAUCCUUACCCCUUCUGCCAGGGUGGUAUUUUGUUGCUUUUUUAAACAAAAAACAAAGGAUUUUUGGGUCUUAUUCAUUGCAAAAGCAUUCACAGCUACUUAAUCAGUUGCUUUAUACUAGCAAGCUCUUUCUGCACACUUUGACACAUUGGUAGUACAUUGGCCCAAGGUAAGGCUAUGUAAGCUUUUUUUAUAUUGUAGUUUUGAUGUAGGUGAAAAUACUUUGAGAAGCUAGCUUGGAUGCUUUCAUAACUUGCCAUGAAGCAGGCUUUUCCCAUGUGAGUAAUCUGUCUUAUUUUUUAUUUUAAAAUAGCUUUUAAGCUGCCCUUCAUGCACAGAAAUACUGGAUCAAAAUAGUGAAUACAAAAUCGUCAAAUCAUUUAAAAGAAGCAAGAAGGUGGAGUAGAAACGCCUUCAGACAAAGAAAGUACCUAAAAACAACUGAAUAUUUUAAGCCAAGCAUUUCCAAAGUCCAUUUCAAGGGCAUAAUCUGGCCCGCUGUUCGGUUUAAUCCGGUACCUUCCGCAGUUUAUUCCCUGGGGUAGAAUCCUAAAAAAGCCUCAACUUCAAUCCUAAAAAAAAAAGCUCAACAACUUUGGUUGGCCCCUUGGUCGGCCCUCAUGGCCCUUCACUUCAUCAAAUCUGGCCCUCUUUGAAAAAAGUUUGGACACCACUGGUUUAAGCAGUUAUUACAGUUAUUUAUUAGAUUUCUUCCCUGUACCAUGCUUUGAGGUUCCAGGGCAAGUUGUGACAAUUUAAAAAUACACUAAUAAAAUAAGUUAAAAGAAUUUUAUUUAUUCAUUUGUUAUUUUAUUAGCAGUUCGAAAGCUCGUCAAAGUGAAAGUAGAUAAAUAGGUACCGCUCUGGUGGGAAGGUAAAUGGCGUUUCCGUGUGCUGCUCUGGUUUGCCAGAAGUGGCUUAGUCAUGCUGGCCAGAUGACCUGGAAGCUAUACGCCGGCUCCCUCUGCCAAUAAAGCAAGAUGAGCGCCACAACCCCAGAGUUGGUCACGACUGGACCUAAUGGUCAGGGGUCCCUUUACCUUGUUAUUUUGUACAUUUCUAUACCGCCCUUCAUUUGAGGAUCCCUGAACCUCCCUGGGGAGAGCAUUCCACAAAUGGGGAACCACUGCAAAAAAGGCCCGUUACUGUGAUCUCUUGUGGAUAAGGCGCAGGAAGAAGAGUCUCGGAUGAUGAUUGCAGAGUCUGGGUCGGUUCAUAGGGAGAGAGGUGGUCCUUGAGGUAUUGUGGUCCUGAGCCAUGUAAGGCUUCAUAAGUAAAAACCAGCACUUUGAAUUGGGCUCAGAGACUAAUUGGCUUGGAAAUUGUGGUCAAGAGAAUAUGGUGGGAAACUGAAAAUGCCAGAGCACAUAAAUAAGUCUUGUUAUCAGCACAGAGCACAUAAAUAAGUCUUGUUAUCAGCACAGUGCCAGUCAUGCAUAUCAAAGAACAGCAUUCUACAGAUGGUUCCUCACCAUGGAGAAGGAAUUAUUCCAUAUCAUUACAUAGUGAGUUUCUAAUGGUGGAAUAUGGAAAUGUGCUUCCACCAAAAGUCUCAAGACAUGGGCAGGCUGGUUAUAAGGAGAGGUACUCCUUCAAGUGUUUGAGUCCUGAGCUCUUCACGGCUUUAAAGAUGAGCAUAGCAUUUACUAUAUGUAGUUCCUGCUUUUUACCAUUUUUUUCAAGGUAGUUCACAAUAAAACUAAAAAAACCCAGUUUAUUUAAAACUGAAGUUAGUGAUGACAAAAAUAAGGGAAACAUAUGAAAUAGUGGCACUGUCAAAACUCUGGAAGUGUCAGGUAUAAUUAAAAUAGAAAAGGCACAGUGAAAUAAGGUCUUUACUCCUUUCUGAAUGAGAGAGAUUCUGUGUGUUCCUGACUGUAAGUAGGAGUGAAUUCCAUAAUUUUGGAACCACCAUGAAAAAGCACUGCUUUUACCGCACCCCAAACAGGUUCCUGCCUCUUUUCAUAGGCUUGAAUUUGGUAGCUGGUGCGUAAAGUAAAACUCUCUACCGCAACCCGCGGACAGGCUAUUUCCAUGCUGUCUGCGUUACAAUAAAGGAGAGACAGAGUAAAAAAAAAAAAAAAAGGACUGCUUUUCAUGAAUAAAGUUCAUAACUGAUGGAACAUCAUGGGACAUGGCCUGAAUUGUUCAGACUGCAAAUUCUCACCAGCUGUGUCCAAUGGAACAUAUUUCCAAGUACAGUGGUACCUCGGGUUACAUACGCUUCAGGUUACAGACGCUUCAGGUUACAGACUCUGCUAACGCAAAAAUAGUGCUUCAGGUUAAGAACUUUGCUUCAGGAUGAGAACAGAAAUCGUGCUCCGGCAGAGCGGCGGCAACAGGAGGCCCCAUUAGCUAAAGUGGUGCUUCAGGUUAAGAACAGUUCCAUGUUAAAAACGGACCUCCGGAACGUAUUAAGUACUUAACCCAAGGUACCACCACUGUACACAGACAUGGGCUUGCACUAAAAUUCAAGUAACAAAGAAUGGGCUGCUAAUAUGGAGUAGCAGCACACUGACCACAGAAUUAAUUCUAGUGUUAUCUUAGUUUGCCUUGAUGUUAGAAUUGAGCAGACUUGGUUUGAAGGCAAUCUGGGUUAGAGAGAGGGGAGGAAGAUGUAAGUGAGACCAUGCCACAUUUUCAGUCUUUUGAACUUUGGUUUGGAGAAUGCUAACAUGACAUAUAAUUUCAGCCCUUUUUGUGAAAUACCUUUAUUGGUUGCUUGAAUAUUCAUAGAGGGCAGCAGUUUGGAGGCUUGAAACUAUGUGUUAUCUACUUACGGGUUUUCCAGUGGCAAUGAGAAAUACACAACUCCCACCCCACUUUUCCAGUAAAACCUUGCUAGGGAAUGAGUGCAAAUGGGGGCCAUAGGGCCUAGGCAAUGGUAAAAUGUGUGGUUUGAACACAGAAAGUCCCAGGUUCAAUUCCUGGCAUCUCCAGUUAGGGCUGGAGGAGUCUUCCUCUCUGAAACCUUGAAGAGCUGUUGCUAAACAGUAUAGAAUAGAUAGACAGUGCUGAAUUAGAUGGAUCAAUAGUCUGACUUGGUAUAAGGUAGCUUCCUGUGUUCAUAUGACAUGCACUGGAGAAGUAGUUGGAAAGUUAAACUUCAUUGGCUAGUAGAAACAAUGUUUGGCUACUAAACAAAACCAAAAUGUCUGGACGCUUGGGUUUGCUUUGUGCAGGUGUAUGUGGGGUUGCAAUAAGACAGCCCCUUGGUGGCCUGCUAUAUCAUAUGAGCAAAUUAGUGGCAAGUCUGCUUUUACAUGCCAAAUAUGGAUCUUUAUUUGGGUUCCCUGUAGUGCUUAGAAUGUGAAUGUUUCCCUAUAGGUUACAUUGAAAGAUAAUUGUCAGGGCAGUAGAGUAAAUUUCCCUGUCGAGCUUUGGCAUUCAUUUUUCUGAAGUAUGUCUAUGAUGAGCAUCUGUUACGCAUGGUUGUAGGUUCAGACUGUUUGCUAUUUAGGUCACACCAUGUAUCAUUUUUUGAGCUGAUGUAGAAUCUUGGGAAUCAAGUUUUUCUCCCCAGUUUAAAAAAAUGAGUUUCUUGUCUUCAUUGUUGUGGAAAUCCAUUUGCAUACUUUUUGGGUUCAUUUCUGGAUCCAGUUCAAGGUUUUCACAUUAGUGUUUAAAGCCCUAAAUGACUCAGACCCCCAAUACCUGAAAGACCACCUCCUUCCCUACAGAUCUUCUCAGGUGCAAAGUUCAUGGGGGAUGGGGCUCUUUUGUGGUUUUGCUGCCUUCAGAAGCAGUGGUGGCAGCAGCCUGGGAGAGGCCUUCUCUGUGGCAGCCCCUAAGUUGUGGAACUACCUCUUCACAAAGAUGCAGCUGGCAACUUCAAUGUACAGUUUUUGAUGAAUGCUGAAGAUGCAACUCCUUAGGGCCUUUGGCAUCUAAGAUGUAUAUUUUCAGGAACAACAACUGCUUUUGUGAUUGUAUUUUUAGUUGUAAUUUUUAAAACUCUUUUAAUGUUGCAUUUUAAAUUGUUGUAACCCUUCCUGGGACCUUAGGGUGAAGAGCGGGAUAAUGAUAACUAUGUAAAAGUGGUGUCACCAAAUGGGAUCCUUGUUUGGUCGAUAGAUGUCUUGUAUGGCUUCCUGGAACUAUGGUCUAUACAGUCAUACCUCGGGAUGAAUACGCUUCAGGUUGAGCGUUUUCGGGUUGCGCUCUGCGGCUUUUUCCAUGUUUUGCCGUAUGCGCAGACACUCAAAAUGACAUCAUGUUCAUGCACGGAAGCGGUGAAACGUGGCACGUGCAGAUGUGCAGUCGUGUGUUACGUUCACUUCAGGAUGCGAACGGAUCCUGUUCACAUUCAGAGGUACCACUGUACCCCCAUUUCCCAUUGUGAAGUGCUCCAAAAGGCUCUUCCCAAGCUGGGUGAAAGGAGAAUAAAUUGGCAAAUGAGUUCAGUGUAGGUAGGUGUGAAGGGAUGCAUAAUUGGGGCAAGCCCCACCAUCAUCUAUAUAAGCUGAUGGGGGUCUUACUGUCCAUGAAAGGGAUUGUGGGGUCAUGGUGGACAGCUCACUAGAAACAGCCACUCAGACUGCGGUAAUGCUGAAAAAUGCAAAUUUCUUGUGGGGGAUUGAAAACUGCCAUUGCUGUAAUGCUUUUAUACAAACUAGUAGUGCAACCAUUCUUGGAAUACUGAAUACUGUUUAUAGUUCUAGUUGCUGCAUUUCAAAAAUAUAUUGUAGAGUUACACUGAGGGAGCCAGAAUGAUCGAGGGGCUGGAGUCAAGAGGAUAAAAGCCUAGGAAAAGUCAAGUAAAAGGGAGACAUGAUAGAGGUGUAUAGAAUUUUGUAUCAUGAAGAGAAAGUGGGUGGAGAGAAAUCCUUCUAUCGUAAUACUUGAAAAUUGUGUGUGUGUGUGGGGGGGAGUUAUCCAGUGAAACUAAUUAGGAACUUAAGAAGAGCCCUGCUUCAUCUGACCAAAGGGCUGCCUGGUCCAAUAUUCUGGUUCCCACCAUGGCCAACAGAAAGCCCAUGCACAGGACAUGAGGGCAGUCACUGCUCUCGCUCUUGUACCCCAGCACAGGUAUCCAGAAGCACAACACCUCUGCUCCUAGAGGUAGCAUAUCACCAUAAGGACGAGAAGCAACGGAGAGCCUGACCCUCCAUAAAGACGUUUCAUCCAUUACAAAGCUGUCCAAGUUGAUGGCCAUCACUACCUCUUUGUAGUAGAGAAUUCAACAGUUUAACUACCUGAAACUGCGCGACAAAGUCCUUCCUUUUAUCUGUCAUGAAUCUCCCAUUCCCAUACUCUUGCAGACUCCUGUUCCUUUAAAGGAAUUCCUGUAUUUUACAAAACCUGUAAUACCUUUAAUAAUGAGGUGGUGACAAAUCAAUGCAAAUCUGCAAAUCAAGAACUCAUUUGUAAAACAAGCCUACUAGCAUAUACCUCAGCUGCGUAAUCUCUGUGGAAAUGUAUUUUUUAAAAACAACAACAGUGAUCAGUUUAUGGAAUCCUGCUAUAGCAAUGAGCUGCAACAUUUAUGAUCCCUUUUCUCUGUUGGUGUGUGUGUGUGUGUCUGUGUCGCUUACAUGCUCUGUGCCAUCUGUGGAGAUCAUAUUGCAACAACUGACAUCUUUAUGCAAAGUCAUUCAGUAGAUUCCAAAACAUCACAAUGUUGUUUUGCAUGUUGAAGGUAAUGAUUUAGCAAUCCUUUGAUGUUGCAAUAGGAAUUUAGGGAUGUGUGUGAUGCCAAUGGCUAGGGUGUACUUCUUGUGAGCUGGGAAUGACUAAGGAAGGACUACAGUUCUCAGCAGACACUGGGAGACACUGAUGGUAAUGCUAAAGAGGCGAGACACUUAGUUUGGAAGUAUGUUAAUUGUCACUGGAAUAAUAGGCCAAUUGCAUUCAGGUGAUGAGGACUUUUGACAUAUUUUAGCUUAAGCCACUUGGUUUAAGCCUGAUUAUAUCACUGUUAAUGUAAGCCAUUGGCACCAGAAAUGCUGUGUAAUCAAGCCAGGUUAUACAAUAUAUAGAAUUUGAUUUGUGACAAGGACUUGACCUUUUAAAGCAUUAAUAAAGUUUCUGUAAAGUCCCCACCCCCCUUUUCUCUCAGUGCAACUUUGCUUUAAAAAGAAUCCAGAUAGUUUGCUGGCUUACUUUGCUGUUGCUUGAGUCAGGAUUCAUUCUGUCUCCUAACCUGGUGUGGUAUCUUGUUUUGAAUCCCGCUCAUGCACAGGACACCAGGCAUGGAAACUGACCCUUACCUGUGGCAAAUAAUAAUUGCCUUCAGGCUGUUGGGUAGGAUUUUUUGUUUGUUUGUAAACUUGUAGUUAUUCUUCAUGCUAUAGAGAUGAAAGCCUUGUUACACACAGGAAGGUGGGCUAUAUCACAUGCAAUAGAUCUGAUUUCAGAGCCACGACACAUUUAUGCAUAGGACGCUGCCAUAUACUGAGUCAGAGCAAUGGCCCAUCUUGGUCAAUUUUGUUUACGCUGAUUGUUAGUGCACUAGUUUCAGUCAAAAUGCCCUCCUCAGCCCUACCUGGAGAUGCCAUGGAUUUUACCUGGGACUUCUGCAUGCAAAGCAGAUAUUCUGCCACUGAAGGGCUCUUUCCCUCAAUGACACUUAGGUACGCAGUGUAAAACAAAAUGGCGUCUGUCAGGGCUGCCUCAAGUCUCAGCUCACAAAAGACCAACGCCUAUCUCUUCUUAUAUACAAAAGUGUUUAUUGCAGUUCAUUGUUUGCUUCACAUCCGAGGCGCGCAGCCCUACGUCUGCUACGCUUAGACCGCUGAAGUCCCCUCUGAAUCCGUCCCUCACCUGCACCAGGUUAAGAGGCUUGCGCUGAUCCACCUCUUUGUCUGUUUGCUUUUCCGCAGGGGCCUUCUGCCGGCUGGGGUUGCGCCACUCGUGGAUUCAUCUGACGAGGAAUCCCCAGACUGCUCUUGCCCCUCCUGCGGGCUUUGGGACCUGGCCCCUCCUCCGGGCUCCCUGUACUUCCGCGCGCCUCUACAUUUGAACUCAUGCGCGCGCCCAACCUCUAACCUUCCUUUUAACAGCUACACUACUCCCUUCACUACUCCCUCCCCUUCCGGGAGGGUGGCUUGCUCCGACCUCCCUCCCUUCUCUGCUGCCGGAGCCGCUUCCCUGAUACACUGAAACCUCCACCCCUUCGCUGCACUCUGGCGGGGAGGCUGGUCCUGACGCCCAGAUGCCACUUUGUGAUCACCCGCUGGACCCCUGCUCCUGACACGUCCCCCCUGGGGCUCCCCUGGCCUUGACCACCGGCGCCCCCUUCUGGGAAUCAUCUGAUUCGCUGGAAAGACUCAUGGAAUCUCUUGAGUCAUUGUCAUCCUCUUCCUCGCUGUCCUGGGAUUCAUCCCCAUUGCUCUCCAUCUCCUGCCUACCCUGUGCCUCUGUCCCUGAACCCCUGACAGCGUCUUUCAGACAACUAUCUUAAAUGUAGGGCUAGCCAAUGUUGGACCCUCCAGAUAAUGUGGAUUAUGACUUGAGGGCACCACACUGGUUGUAUCAGGUUUCACAAACAGUGAGGUUUCACAAGCAGUGGUUUAUGAAGUGGUGGCCAAGCAUUGGGAUUUAGCUUAAAUCUUGGCUUAUUUUCAUGAUUUAACUGGUAUUAAUCUGAAUUUAGCCCAUUCACACAUAAUGGGGAAUUCUGGUUUAAUACAAGCCGGGACAUUUGUGCUGAAGCCAGCGUGUGACAGGAGGAGGACAGGAGGAGCAAUUGUUAAUAUCUUCUUAAACCAUGGCUUAGGAAGUUUUGGAAGAUCUAGUGCCACCAUCACACUCAAGGCGAUGUCAAUAGCAUUCUUGGGCGAUUUCCUAUUCAGGUAAUAAUUAAACCUGCUUAGCUUCAACAGAAUUGCUGCAUCAUGUACCGUCAGGCCGUGCCCUGGGAUACCCUCUGCAGGCAAGAUAUCCUGCUGUACAGACACCACUUCAAAGCAGCCUUAGAGAGGGACAUCUGUAAUGGGAAGUUGAUUUCUUACUUCAGAAAGUGUAGAUAAAUCUGCAUCUCAGGCAACUGCAGGGGAAUAAGGAAAUACAUCCACUGGACCUUUUUGCAGCCUGAGGGAAUGGUCAAAUAAACCUGUUCAUCAACGCAGCCGAAUCGCUGCAUUUCGUACCUGUGCCUGAGAAACAUAACGUAUAUUUCGCUCUAUAGGACGCACUUUUUCCCCUUCAAAAAUGAAGGGGAAAUGUGUGUGCGUCCUAUGGAGCGAAGACGCCAUAGCCCUGCGACCCUGUCCAGGCUGGAGAGGUGACGCGCGGCUAUGGCAGGAGCCUCUACAGCCACGCGUCACCUCUCCAGCCUGGAGAGCGCGCGCGGGGCUAAAGAAGCACCCCGCGACCCUCUCCCGGCUGGAGAGGUGAUGCGCGGCUAUGGCAGGAGCCUCUCCGCUGCGCCUUUCCGCUGCUCCCUGACCUGCUCUUUGGGGCUGGUGGUGGGCUUCCCCCCGUCAGCCCCAAAGAGCAGGUUGAAAGGAACCUGAAGCCUGGAGAGCGAGAGGGGUCAGUGCACACCGACCCCUCUCGCUCUCCAGGCUUCCAAGGUAGCUGCCUGAACGCACCCUAAACGGCACCUUGUUUUAGGGCGGGAAAACGAGGGGGAAAGUUCUCCCCCUCUCUGCGCAGCGCCUCCUGCCGCUUCGCUGAAGGGGCGCUGGGCAGAGAGGGGGAGAUUUUUUUUUUCUUGUUCUCCCCCCUAUUGUCCGGUACGUCCUAUGGUGCGAAAAAUACGGUACUUCAAAUUUGCUGAAUGAAGGGACUGAAGAAAUGAUUGGAAAAGCAAACUCAGUACUUUACUGAAUGUGCAUGGGAGAAAGCUUAUGGAUCUGAAAGUGUGCUGUAGAAUAGUAGCUUUCAAUCUCAUUUCUGGAGAACACGGGGUGGAGGCGGGUUCCUUAGAAGUAAAUGUGGUGUGUCUGUGUGUCUGUCCUCAUUGAGAAGAUGAAGCUUAAACAGUAGCUUGCUCACUCAUAACCAAAAAAUCGGCAGUUGCAUGUGAGUGUUUAAUGUGCUUUAGGAUGUACAUUCCUACAUGGCAAAAGGUCUCUGUGAAUUUAGUAUUUUCCUAAUAACGCUCCCUGAAAUCCUUUGCAACACAUAGGGAUUUCUUCUGCAGAUACUGAUGUAGAAAGCUAUGCCCCAAUUAUUAGGGAAAUAGUAGGGGGACUCUGAAAUCCACAAAACACAAGCCCCCCCAACCCCUGCCCACUUUUAUCCAAAUCAGGACCUCUUUGUAGCCUUAUGAACAUAGAUGCUGAGGGGGCUAUCAGUGGCAACUAGCCACAAUGUCUAUGCUUUACUUCCACUGUCAGAGGCCGAAUGUCUCUGAAUACCCUGUUCUUGUGGCACUGGUUUGUUGUAUUUUAAACUGGUGCAAUCUCCCUUAGGGCCGUUUGGCGGAAGGUGGUAAUAAAUUGAAUUUAUAAUAAUAUCAUUUGCUGGGAAUCUCAAGGGAAAGAGUGCUGUUGAGCUCAUGUCCUGCUUGCCAGCUUCCCAUUGGGGUAUCUGGUUGUUCACUGUGAGAACAGGAUGCUGGACCAGAUGGGUCCUUGGUCUGAUCCAGCAGGGCUCUUUUUACGUAAGGGGCUGGGUCUGCAGUACUGUUACUUGAUUGCUGGAAAGGAUUCCCUAAAGUGAAAAGUUUGAAAACAGCUGAGGAGUGUACUUGGAUAACUUUCUCUAUUAUACUGCAUUCAGGUGUAACAUAAAAGUGGCUUUAUAUGUGUUAGAUCGUUGGUCCAUCUAGCUUAGUAUUCUCUACACUAACUAGCAGCAGCUUUCCAGGAUUUCAGGCAGGAAUCUCUCCCAGCCCUGAAUGGUGAUGUUGAGGAUUAAACCUGGGACCUUCUACAUGCAAAACAGAUGCUCUUACUACUGUGCUAUGGCCCUUUUUGCUGAAAAAGUGCUGCUUUAGGAACAUAAUGUUUCUUUGUUAGGAUUCAUUAAAUGCUUUCACCCUACACGUUUUUGUAUGUGUGUGCUGUGGCACCAUUUAUGUAUUCAAAAUGUCUGAGUGGCAGGGAACAGUCUCUUGCCCCAAGAAGCUUACAGUCUCCCAGCUGCAGCAUCAGUGGAAAAGGGGAGGUGGAGGAAAUGAAAAGCAAGAGGACAAAUAGCAUAGAGAAGGGGAAAAACCAAUCAUGUGAAGAGAAACUGUGGUGAAAUGUUCAUUAUCAUGCCAGCACUCCUGGGAGGGGUGGAAAGAGAGAGAUGGUCUACUGCUUCUCAGUGAUUUGUUUCUGUAACGCCUCAAAUGUGCAGGAACCUUUUUCUCCUUAAUUUCAUGUACCACCCAUAUGUUAGAUAUUAAGUGUUUACUAGUUUUUGAAAGGCGGAGAAGUGGGGGGCCAUGCCUAGCUUACGUAAUGUGUUGUGAAGCCUGGAACCAAAGACAGAGACUCACUGUGGCAGACUGUCAAAACACUAGUGUGCAAAUCAUGCUUUGCAUGUGAGCAUGCGUGCGCUUCAGGAAUGGCUUAUAAUACAAGGUAUUUAUGUAUAGCACUGCCCCUUGUUGUAUGUGGGACAAUGGAAGUUGAAAGUAGCUUGCCUAAGGACACCUGUUGGGUUCAUGGGGGAAGGUAAAAUUCCAACCAGGAAGUUCCCGUUUGUAGUUCAGUCCCUCUCACUGUUACGCAACACCUACUUUUAGGUGAGAUGAUGGAAACCUUUGGAACACUUGAUUGCCUUCCAUUUGGCUCUGAUGCAGAGCCAAGGUUCCAAGUAUCUGGGAAGGUUAUGGUGCUAGGGCCUCCUUACAUCCGCAGAAGGUUCCAGGUUCAGUUCCUAGAAUCUCCAGUUAAAACAGAAGUGGGGAACCCACAACCUUAGAGAUGUUGUUGGCUUACAUCCAAAUGGGACCAUCUGCCACUGGUCCCGAAAGCUCUGCAUUGGCUACCUACCGAGUGACCUGUCAAACCCAAUUCAAGGUUUUAGUGCUGGUGUACAAAGCCCUAAGUGGCCUGAGACCCAAGUACCUAAAGGAGUGACUCCCCUAAUAUCGACCAUCUCAGGCCCCACAAUUGGUAGGGGAGGCUCUGUUGGUGCUGCAGCCACUGACCCUCUUCAAUGCUGACUCGCUGCUUGUGGAAUGCCCUUGCUGGUGAGGUGUGUCUUGUCUCCUUCAUUAUAGACUUUCAGGGGAAAAUGGACAUCAGUUUAUCCAGACAUUUGAUGGACGAUAGAUACUGGCCAUGACAACCUUGAAAUUAGUGGCUAUACAAUUGAUUUUAAAUGUUUUAAGGUGCUAUUGUAUUUUUUAACAUUUUAAGUAUUUAUUUAAAAACAUUUUGAUGUUUGCGGUCUUGGGAUUCUUUCAGGGAAAGGGAGGGGUACAAAUUUAAUUAAUCAUCUCUGACAAUUGACCCCGAUCCCUUUGUCUGAUGGGGGUUGGAGUCCAAUAGCUCCCGAGAGGGCCACAGGUUCCCCUGAAUUAAAACAAUAUGUAGUGAGAGGGUCCUUGUUUUUGGCCCUGAGCCUCUGGAGAGUCUUCCUAGUUGACACUAUUCAGUUGAAUGGACCAGUGAUCUCCCUUGCUACAUGGCAGCUUAACUUAGAUCAGGGGUAGGCAACCUAAGGCUCGGGGGCCGGAUGCGGCCCAAUCACCUUUUCAAUCCGGCCGGUGGACGGUUCAGGAAUCAGCGUGUUUUUACAUGAGUAGAACGUUUCCUUGUAUUUAAAAUGCAUCUCUGAGUUAUUUGUGGGGCCUGCCUGGUGUUUUUACAUGAGUAGAAUGUGUGCUUAGAUUAUUAGCAUGGUAUGCAUUAAGUUGAAAUCUGCCCUGAGCCUUGGUGACAGCUGCAUUGGUUGCCAGUUCUUCUCUGGGCCCAAUUAAACACAUUCGUGUUUAAAGUGCUAAAUAACUUAGGUCCUGAGACAGUCUCCCUCCCCACAGACCCUACUGGGUGUUAAGAGGGGGCCCUCUUGGUAGUUGUACCAUAAGUUGUGGAAUUCCCUCUCCAUAGAAGUGUGUCUGGCUUCUUCACUAUAUAGCUUUUGGCAUAUGCUGGAACCACAGCCCCUUGCCCUGCCCUCUGACACCUGAGGUGUUUGUUUUCAGGACCCACCCUGUUCCUGUGACACUAAUCUGUUUUAAUUGUUCUAAAUUGUGAAUAUUAAGUUGUAACCUACCCAGGAACCUGCUGGUGAAAGGUGGGGAAUAAAUUCAAUAGUAAUAAUAAUGAGGAGGGGGAGGCCACAGAUAAUACAAUGGGAAUCACUAAAUAAAAAGCUGGUGUUUUAAUAAAGAAGCGCAAGUCUUUUGGCUGGCUUUGUUGGAGUCUUGAUUGAGCCACUGAGCAAUUUGCAGCAUGUGUGAGAUGGUCUACGUUGCUGAGGACAGGAUCGACCAUCUGCUGCUGCGGCUCAUCUAUUACACAGCUCAGUGUACACUUCUGGCAUUGUACAGAAAAGGCCACGGUGGCAAUAUCCCUGCUGUGCAUGUGGGGAAAUGUGAGCAAAAGAAAUUUGGAAGUGGAAGGAGGACAAGAUGUGGGCAACGAGGGGGACAGGGCGGGUGAGGAAUGGGGAAUUACUGUGUCAAAUGAGAAAGCGGAGAGCUUUCUGAAUGCACAAGGAAAGACUGAACCUUGCCAUGUAAUGCCCAGAUAGCCACAGCAUUUAAAGGGGUUGGAAUAGUCCACAGACGGCUUACUGUCCAAGGCCUUGCACUUGGUGUUGUCUCCUAGGAUUUUUACAUGGCAUAAAUAUUCUGUAGAGGGCUGGUUCGAAGGAGUUUUGGGUUCUUCUCUUUCUCCAUCCAAUCCUAUUGUCCACUCCUCAGACCUAAAUGCUACAUGGAAAGAUAUGGAGAGCCACCCCCAGUUAAUUUCCUUUUUCGGGGGGGAUACAGAGCCAGGGAAAGUAAGAUGCUUAAAGACCGUGGUAAAUGGGGGUGGCGAUGUCUUUUUAAGCGGACUUUCCUUCUCUUUGUACUUGCAACCUCCCAAUUCUCAAUUGGCACUUGCCAGUACACCCCUACUUGGGAGAAGUGAGAUGCUUUCUCAGCUUAAGUUAGGGACUGUUUGUAUAUAGAGAGCUACUUCGAAGGAGCUGGCCAAAUAGGACCAGUGGGACGUUUAGGAUGCUGCCUUAUACUGAGUCAGACCAUUGAUCCAUCUCUCCUACAUAGACUGGCAGUGGCUGGACAGGGUUUCAGGCUGGUUUCUUGUGUCCCAGUCAUGGAGAUGCCGAGGGUUGAACCUGGGACCUUCUGCAUGCAAAGCAACUGUUCUACCAUUGAGCUAUGGCCCUUCCCCCAAAUUAUAGCCGUUACCCCAGUCUCAUACAGUGAGUUGGGGUUUGAACUCUGGUCUCUCAAGUCCUAGUUGAACGCUCUAACAAUUACAUGUUUGAUCACCCCAAUUACUCCCCUCCCAUUACAACAUGUCAUGUCACAAAUAGCUUGUAAGUCUCCUUGCGGUUUGAGAAUGGGGGUGGCACAGGGAGGGAGUAUUGGAGCAACCUAAUUCCAAGCCUCCCUUGAGUUUGCAGAGUUAAUUUGGAUCCAGGUCAGUGAAAACGGGCACUGGAUGUUCAGUAGGUUUCUCAGAAGAACAUGUCCUCUGAUAAUGCAGCAGCCUUUUGUCAGGUUGAGAUUCCUUUUGGAUCUCUAGCUGAGAGCAUAUCCUGACCUGCUUUGUGUGAUGGUCUGGAAGUGUUAAUUCAAAUUCUGAAGAUAUUUUGCAGGAAGACAACCGGUAGACAUAUUAAGCUUUUUUUGAUAGGAUUUAGUUAUCACAAUUGUCUGGCAAAACAGAACUAGCUUGCCUCGUACUAUGAGCGUAGUGUAUAAUAGGGCUUCCUUUCAAUUUAGCUGCUGCUGAAGUUAAUCGCUUUUGAGUUUUCAUUACAGUCAAGUGGUAUAUAUCUUGUGAAAUAAAAUGAAUGUAUUUCGCUGUGUAUCUUCUGAAAUUCUUAUUGUUGUUGGUCACUUGAUGUGGUGUAAACAGAACACUUAUCUCCUCCAGGAAGCAGCGCAAAAAGGAAAGAAAAAAGCUAUCAACCAUUAGCUUCGCAUCAUGCAGAACCAGUGUUAGAAACUGAGAUAGGAAAGCUAGGAGCUAAAUGGCACCUUAAACCUAGGUUAUGGGUGCAACAACGGAAUUUUUUUUAUAACAAGAACACAAAGCUGAAAAUGAACGAGCUGCAGCUAAAAUCUUACGUUUAUUUUCACAUGGUCUAGUCCUUGCCCUGCUCACUCCCCCUAAUAUUCUUAAGAGGGUCUCUUCUCUAGUCUUCAAAGAUUAGCUGGAAGUGGAUAGGCAGAAAAAAGUCCUCCUUUCUUUCCACUCUACAGUUUUAAUUUGAAAUCUUAGGCGCAGUACUGCGCCCAGAGCUCAGAAACUGCUUGCCCUAAUGAAAUUCCCUGUCGCAAAAUGCGCCUAGAACAAUGGGAGUUUCGAACACUGUGCAGAACCAAAUAUAACAAACGUGUUAUCAUUCUGGAAACAACCGGUGUGUAUAAUGAAAAUGCAGCAACAAGCAUUUAUUAAUUGAGUGUCUACUCGCAGUUAGCAUGUUUGAACAGUCUGCCACUAGUCUGGGUCCCCCCCCCCCUUGAUGUUGGCCUUUCACAUGAACGAUGAAUUUGGACUAGCAAUCCUGUACAAAUUUUGUAUUUGAAACAUUUUAAAAAUUGCUUGCUUUGAGGUAUAGUGUGACAUUGAGUGAAUUAAUGAUCUACAUAAAUAUGCUUGCAAAAUGCAACUUGUUAUGGAUCUGAAAGAUGGAGAGCAGCUUUACUGGAAGAUAAAGAGGAGAAGAGAUGAUGAUAUCGACCUCAUUGCUUAAGGGGGAACCUUGCACUGCUUCUAAUUAUAGUGUCCCAUCUGAGCAGGGGAAUGGAACACCGCAUGGUGUUUUCCACAUGUUGUUCUGUAUCAGUUUCCGGGAAAAUGCUCUUUGGAAAUCUCUCUGGGAAAGGAUAGAAGUCCAGGUGGUAAAUCGCUAGAAUGUUCAGAAACUUUAUGACUUAAUGGAAUGGAAGCAUGUUGCCCUUGAAGGAGAACCUUCUAUUUAUUUCUAGUAAUUCCCAAACAACUGGGGGCGAGGGAGGGAAUAUAUUUUAAAAUGUGUAGUCAGUCUUGAAAACAGAGCUUGUUUUGUGAAUGAGAUGGUGGGCUGCGAAUUGGGAAGUUUCCAGCCUGCAUCUCAUUCUAGCUAUGAACUAAACUGGGAGGCCUUAAACAAAUCCCCCUCUCUGCCUCAGGACUGUUGUCUGUAAUACCGUAUUGGCCCGAAUACAGGCUGCACCUUUAAAAUUCAAGGGGAAGAAAGAAAAAAAGACAAUAGCCAAAUAUAAGCCGCUUCCUUAAAAUUCUGCAGGCACUCACACCCGUUGUGUUUUACCGUAUGUCAGUUUCAGCAGCGAUAUCGUAAAAGCCAAUUUUUUUAAGGUCGUGAAUUUAAGCCGCACUAUAACUUUUCACGGUUAGAAUUUGGAAAAAAAGUGAAGCUUAUAUUCAGGCCAAUACAGUAUGUAAAAGUCACAGUGAUAAUGGUUGUAUUCAGCUGUUAUGCUAGCUAAACUUACCAUUUGGUGAAAUGUGAAUGUGUCUGGCCUCCUCUCAACAUAAUGUGCACCCUCCCCCCACUUUCCACACAGCUGGGAGGAUGAGUUUGAAAGCUUCUGUUUUUUGGUUAACCACAGUUUGUUGUGACCAGGAUCUGUGCUUAAUAAUAUUAUUACUUAUUAAAUUUGUAUACCUCUCUUCAGUUCACAACAUAAAAGUACAAAAUGAAAACACAAGCGACAUAAUAAAGCAAGCUCCAUGUAUUCCGUGUCUGGAUUGACUUGCUUCUCAUAUUUGUUUUGAUUGUACAGUAGUUGUAUGUAAUUCUUUUCUCAUACUCGCUUUUUAAAACUGUUAUGUUGGAUUAUAGUUAAUAUUAACAUUUCUAGUAGCCUGCUCGCUUAUUUGAGAGCUGUACAGGAGCCAUGGUUUGAAGUUUCCUUGUUUUAAACUAACAACAGUUAAUGGUCACCAUGGUUUGUUGGUCCAGAUAACACAACGAAUGCUGGUUAAGUGAAAGAGAAAGCAAAAGCUUCUGAACUUUUCUUCCCAGCUGCAUGGGAGAAGGAGUGGUGGAUGUCCAUGCAGGCUCUGGGGGAGGCCAUGCUCAUUCAUAUUUUGCUAAACCAGCUGGCAUCGUUGUCAAUUGGACAUGUUAGCUGAUGCUGAUGGAGUUGUAGUGGAAAAUAUCUGGAGGGCAUCAGGUAAUGAAAGUCUUGCCUUAACAGCUUCCCUCAGCAACAAAUUGCUGCAGACCUUGGAGUAAUACUGCAGUCAGUAGCACAGGAAUGACUUCACUGGAUUCUAAGAACCAAGUAGAGUCAUAAUUUAGUUGUAGGGUGCUUGUUUUGUACGCAGAAAGUCACAGGCUCAGUCCCUAGCACAGCCUUUCUCAAUCUUGGGCUGCUAGAUGUUGUUGGACUAUAACUCUCAUAAUUCUUAGGCAGCAUGGGCAGUGGUCAGGGAUUAUGGGAGUUGUGGUUCAAGAACAUUUAGUAGUUCACAAAAAGCUACCCUAGCAUCUCUAGUUAAAGGGACCCCAGGUAUGAGGUGAUGGGAAAACACUCUAUGCUUGAGACCCUGGAGAGCUGCUGUCAGUAGGGACAGAUAAUACUAGACUAGAUGGACAAACUCUUUGACCUGGUGUAUGGCAGUUCCCUAUCUUCCUAUUAUUCUGGCCUUAACAUACCUUGCUUGCAGUCCCUUCCUUCAGCUAGCAUCUCCAGGUGACAUGGGAAAGCUGUGCCUGACCUGGCUUGGGUGUAUCUUGAAAUAUGUCCCAGUUCUAUUCUUAGCUCUCUUUUCUUGCCUUGUCAGAACCCUGGAGGAUUUAUACACCAGCAUUUUGCUAAGCCCUUUUUUUAAAAAAAAUGUUUAACCCUUGUUUCAUUGCAGAUCCGUCGGAGGCGCCUUGCCCGGCUCGCCGGCGGGCCAUCUUCUCAGCCCACCACACCGCUUACGUCUCCGCAGAGGGAAAACCCUCCGGGGCCUCCUGCAGCAGCACCGCCUUCUGGAGCGCCCCAUAACCUUGGGCUAAACAUUCAUAGCAUGACCCCAGCUACCUCUCCCAUUGGCGCAUCAGGUAAGCCACAACUUAAUAAUCCUUUUCCUUGAAAUAGCUGUUACUGGUUUCUAUGUAUAUUACAUUUCCCCCACCGCCAAAAUGGCUAUCAGGUUGUACAUUAACAUAAAUUAUCCUUAUUAAGCCAUACAAAUUUUUCAAAUGUCCAUCAUAUAACAGUCCCAGGGACAAAAGUUGUUUUACCUGUUGCAGACAGUCGUUCCCAGGGAAGAAUAUAGUUCAAGUUGUGAUGUUUAGGAUAGCCAUAUCUGCAAAGAUGCUUCAGAGAGUUUCUUUUAAGACCUGUUUUCAUUUGUAUAUUGAAUAAAACUCACCAUCUUGCCAUGAAAACUGUCCAUUCCCAGUGUCACUGAGGUACUUUCUUGGUGACAGCAAAUUAUACCGUUUACUUUAAACUGUUAAGUCCAGGGAUGGUCCUUGUAAGGCUUUCUAGGUUUGAGUUGCAGAUAGCCGAGUGGCCACUAAAAAAAUAGUGAAUAAAUCCUUAUUCUUUAUAUUGGCAUUUAGGCCUCCAAAGAGUGAUGAUAAACACAACUGGCAGUGAAAAAUCCAGUUUAAUAAUUCUGAUUUCCUUCCUGUUGGCAGCUGUGUUAGAAAAAUUCCUGGUCAUUUUUUCCCCCCACGGCAGAUGAAUAAAAUGAACACUGGCUUCCUAGGAAUUCAGAUUUCUUUCUACAACUCCAGUAUGGAGUAGUUUUUUCUGCAUGGCUAUGUUAAUUAAAAACUGCAGAAUGAUAGAUCAAUAAGGAAACAUGACACUUUCCUAAUUUUUUCUCUUAAAUAUUUUGUGGAAAUGCACAUUCAUUUGUUUUGAUACCAUGUUCUCUUCCAUGCGAGCACUUUCGGCUGAAGGGAGCAUCUUGUACAACCUUAUUAGGUCCUGUCUUUUUUUGUGUGUUGGUUCCUCUCCUUGGAAGCAGUGGGGUGUGAUCGUUUCAGCUGCUGGUUGUGGCUUAAAACAGUCCAUAUUGGGAAGUGGGAUUAUUUGCAAAAUUCUCAGCAGGAAUUUGUGAUGCUGGCCAUGAGCAAUGAGAUCCGUUCAUGGACAAAUCAGCAGAGUUUUGUGGCACCUUCAAGACAAAUUUAUUAUGGCAUAAGAUGAGCCCUGCCGUAUCAAGCCAAAGGCUUAGCUAGUCCAGCAUCCUAUUCUCACAAUAGCUGUCAAGUUGCACAUGUGAUUCUCUGCAACUGGCAUUCAGGCAUACUGUCUCUGACAGUAGAGAGAGAGGACAUAGUCAUCACAGUUAGUAGUCUUUGAUAGCCUUAUCCUCCAUAAAUUUGUCUAUUUCUUUAAAAGCAGGGGUUGGGAACCCUUUUUAGUCUGAGGGUCCCAUAUCCUUCUGGACAUCCUUCCAGGAGCUGCUUAUCAGUGGUGGACAAGAUCAGGUUGACACAUUCCUCUAUCCUUACAAGCAAGAAACAUUACCAGAGUUCAAGGACACAUUUUCAGGGGAAAACGCUCAAGGAGUGUGUAAAGGAGGGCUAGUGGGGUGUGUGAACUGGAGAGAGUUCCAAGGGCCAGAUAGAGGAGGCCUGGGGGCCACAUUUGGCCCCCACCCCUCAGGUUCCCCAUCCCUGUUUCAAAGCUACCUAAGUCAAUGCUGUAGUUGCAUCUUGUGUGUUACACAGAAGGUUUUGUGAUGUAUAUUCCAUUUCAUUGGGUUAGAAUAUCUGAGUUACAGGUAACCUGUAAAAUUUCAUGCAUCUAAUGAACUGGAUGCUAGUCAACAACAGCUUAUUACAGUAAGCCCACAGCUUACACAGGGGUUACAUUUUGGGGAUCGUUCCUAAAGCCAAAAUCAUGUCUAGUUGAAACACAUUGGGAGCAAUGGUGGGUGGAAUUGCCAAAGUUCUUUUCCCCGGACGCCAACCCCUUUUUGAUUUUUUAUUUGCCAAGCGUGUAAAGCUGAAUGUGCACAAGUUAAAUGUGUGUAACUUGUGGGCUUACGGUAUGCAAUUGUAAAUUGUUUGGUCUUUUAAGGUUCCUAUUUUGAUUUUGUUGCAACAGACUAAUACGGCUACCCCUCUGGAUGUUAUUGCUGGAUGGGCCCCUAAGUUGCUGCUGGCUACAACAGCUAGAUAGAGGCUCCUUUUUCCGAGGCACUAUGCUUCUGAAUACCAGGUUUUCGGCCAGGGCUGAAAACUCUGUUUAGAACAUAACCUAUAAUCUGUCUUAGAGGGUUUUGUGGAGAUAAAAUGUGGCAUUUGGGGGUUUAGGAGCAUGUGCCCUUGGAGUAAAAAUGCAAUAAAUAGCCUAUUGAAAUGUGUAGCAUAGACAACAACAUUGAUUUUAAAUAAAGGAUUAGUCAUAUUCCUGCUAUCAUACAGGCCUUUCCCCUGCAGAGAUCCCAGUCAGUCAGGGCAGAUGCCACUGGGUGUCAGGGCUGUGUUUGCCCUCACUGCAACAGUCCUCAAGUGCAGCUGUUUACUUUUCCCUUAUCUAGAUGAAUGGCAGCCAUUCACUUAAUGCUGAAGAAGGGCCAUUGUUCAUGCUUUGCAUGUAAAAGGACCCAGGUUCAAUCCCUGGCAUCAUCCUAGUAGGGUUGAUAAAUAUCCCUACAUGAAACCCUAUAAACCCACAGCCACACAGUUGCCAAACUCUCGUGUAAUAGCCACUGAGCACCAAGCUGCCUCUUAAUGUGCAUAGCCCUAUUCAAGGCCCUGUUCCUUCAUUAUGUGAGUGUAUGAUGGUAGUUGUGAACUAGCUCUCAUAUAUAUCUUACUUUGUUUUUGUUGCUCUCCUUCCUUCCUCCUUAACCCUGACCCUGCUGUUUAGGUGAGAGACUAGUAUGCCACUGUGAUGCAAUAUUGCACAUUGACCUCAUGCUGAAGAUGCAGUAUAGCAAUAAAUAUUUUUUCCUGUUUGAAGUGGCUCAAGUAACACAUGUAUAGUCUCUCUUAGCUGUUUACUUCGAGAAAUCAUUCUGGCCCGCUUGCUCCACUAUUGGAUUUUGGAUUCAGUAUUGUUUGUGCCUACCAAAGAUAGGGGACAGUUCUCAUUUAAAUUUGCUAUGGGUGUGCUGGAAUAGAUUAUGGAGCGUAUAUUCUGUCCAGAGCAAAUGACUAUCAACACUUUAUUUCUUGGCAGGCAGCGUGCAAAGUGGGAAAGGUAGUAAUGAUGGCUGCUUCAUUUUCUUUGCUUUUUAUUAUUCAUGGAUAUCUUAAAUUGUACUAGUGGCUAUCUUUUCUCAUCAGUUUGUUCUUACUAGGUUUUUAAAUAUGUUUGGUUUUCUUUUACUUGAUGGAAUGGUUCAGACAGAAUGCUAAACCAUGGUUUAGUGUUAGAUUUGUGAGUCUUAGUAAACCAUGGGCUUUCACUCUGUCUCUUUCUUUCUUUUGUAUGCCAGGGGAGGCAAUUGCAAGCUUUCUGAGAUAACUGGUGUUCCCCACUUAGGAGUUCGAACUCUUCCUAGUUAGCGCAAACAAAUCAAGACCAUCAGCUUUGGUUUGCUUCCUUACUUGAGUUCCUUAAAAGCAGGUGCUAAAUGUAAUAAAUAAAAACUAAGUCUGUUAGACUAAUUUGCAUUACAGGAUGUUUUUUGCAAUAAUAAAAUGGGAGUACUCUACUUAUGCUGCUUGCAGCUCUUUGGAGGAAGGGCAGGGAUGCAAAUGGAAUAUUGUCACUGGCUCUGAGUGACAGUUCCUGUUCCUUCCCUUGUUGAUCACUACUAGUAAGUUCAAGCCAGCUGCAGUCUGCACAGGUAAUGUUUGGCUGGUGGGUUGAGCUAUGCUGCACUCCUAUUGCCAGCAAAUUAGGAUGUCUGAAAGUAGUUUUGACUGUGUAUGGCAGUGGUUUUCAACCAGUGUGCCAUGGCACCCUGGGGUGUCUUGAAGGAUGGUCAAGGGUGCCACAGGCAACACUGGACUCUAUCCCUCUUUCCUUCCCUCCCUCUUCUGAUGCCCUCUCAAGAUGGUGGCCUCACCUUCACCAGCUGCCAGAGGACUCCCAAGGAUAGGGGAAAGGAGAGGAGGCUGAGGAAACACGCCACAAGGGAGGGUGUUUGAAAAGGGGUGAUGGGGUGCCGGCUCUAGAGAUGACAUAAUUGGGCUUUGGAGGCUUGGAGUGCAUUUCCUCACAGGGGAGCCGCAGAAAGAAUGUAGUUGGUCAAGGGAGCAUUUGACUCAAAAAGGAUGAACAUCUCUGGUGCAUGGGAUUAAAUUUCAUGGGGAGAGUUUUGUCUGGUACCCGAGUAUGCAGUAAUAAUGUUCUACCCUCCCAGAAGCCCACUCUACAGUGACUCGAUGCGAGUCAAAGUUUUUGUCAUGGCUGGGCCCGCUCAGAGCAGUGACUCUACAGAGUUGCAGUGGGCAACCUUUGAACUCAUUGGAAUUAAUUUCCUACAACACAUCACUCUGAAGUCUUUGGGGAUUACUGGUGUUAGUGCAUUGCUGAUUAUUUAUGUUGCAGAUAUAUAACAUCUUUUAAUUGACACUUUAGCAUUUUCAUUGUAUAUAAGGAGCACUCUUACUAGCAAACUCAGUCACCCUGUGCCAACAGAGUUGAAAAGCAGGGUCACUAGGAACUAGAAGUUGGUAUUGGUGUGCUUGGUUCAAUUCCAGGCCGCUCAGAAAUACAAAAGCAACCAAACUAGGCAGUCCCCCCUCCCUCAAAAAAGCCAAUACCUCAGCCCCAGUGAGGGUUUAUGCAUAUUCUGUUGUUCCCAGCAAGAAGAUAAUGUUGAGUGUCAGUUGGAAAAGAAAAACAAACAACUGGAAGAAGGAAGGAAAGCCUGAAUUGGCUUGUCGGGGCAGCUUAAUAGUGCCCUGGAGGGAAGGCACGGCUGGCUGGAAUAGGAUUACUCCUGGUAUUUGGGGGGGGGGGAAUGUGCUGCAGCAUUUUUUUUGCUCUGUGUGUGUGUGUGUGUGUGUGUGUGUGUGUGUAAUAUAAGUACCGUAUUUUUUCGUCUAUAAGAUGCCCCCAUGUAUAAGACACCCCCUGUUUGGGGGGACUCCAGAUUAAAAAAACACCCCUCAGCACUACCUAUGUUUAAGGCAAGCCCCAAUUUUAAACCUAAUUUUUGGUUAAAAAACCCUAGUCUUAUACACGGAAAAAUACGGUAUGUAAUGUGUGUGUAAUUUACAGUAUGUGUGUGUUCAGUUUUGGAAAGCUAAGAGCUAAAUGGCACCUUAAACCUAGGUUAUGGGCGCAACAACGGAAUGUCUAGGUGUGCUUUUUUCCAAACGAAUACAAAGCUGAAAAUGAAUGAACGACGGCUAAAAUCAUAUGUUCAUUUUCGCAUGGUCUAGUCCUCCUCUGAAGACUGCAAAAAACAAAGCCAUGCUUCCCCUGCCUGCCCCCCAAAUAUUCUUAAGAGGGUCUCUUCUUCAGUCUUCAGAGAGUGACUGGAAGUGGGGAGGCAGAAAAAGACCCUCCUUUCUUUCCACUCUGCAGUUUUAAUCUGAAAUCUUAGGCACAGUACUGUGCCCAGAGCUCAGAAACUGCUCAUGCUAAUGAAAUUCCCUGUUGCAAAACCCACCUAGAUCAAUGGGAGUUUCGAACACUGUGUGUGUUUAGUUUAAGAAUGUGUUGUAGGAACAAAAUGACAUAUAGUUUUUCCCCCCCUGGUGUCCUUUCCCUGCAGGUGUAGCCCACCGCAGCCAGAGCAGCGAAGGUGUGAGUUCGCUCAGUAGCUCCCCAUCAAACAGCCUCGAAACACAAUCUCAGUCCCUCUCCCGGUCGCAGAGCAUGGAUAUCGAUAGCGUCUCCUGUGAGAAAAGGUAAAAAAGUUUCCAUCUGCCCUCUUCAUUUGAGGCUGUCUCAUUGUGGGUUGCCCCAGAUGCUUGUUGCUCAUACAGAUGCUAGUUUUUUAUGCCCUGCUCAGCAGUUUCUAACAUGAGCUUGUAAAUAGCUGCUCGCCUGGUUCCUGGUGGUGAGAUAGAAUUGUCUCUGGGGUACUUGGCAGGGUAUCUUUUAUCAAAGUAAUUGGAUCUUUUUAAUUGAUAGUUUUUAUUGAAAUUCCCACAAAGAAGCAAAAAACAGUACAGUCGAAUAAUACAAAAUAAACCAUAAUGAAUCAAAAUAAUAUGAACUAUGUGCAUGUUUAAGGGGCAGGAGAGGUGAAAUGGGGGGAGAGGGGGCAGCUGGUGGUCCAGGUCAGCCCAGCACUCAGUGCUUCCCAUCUAUCUUGUGUUUGUGGAAUAUCAUUUGCUCAUAAAUCUCCAGUUGAGUCAUAUCUUAUGCUCAAAGAGGUGAUGGUUCUUUAACUUUAAUCCAGAAAAAGUGGCAUAUAUGUAGUCUAGCUGGAAAACCUUAUUUAUUGCAUGCAUACGCUCCCCCCCCCCCCAACACACACACACACAUUCAUGUAAGGAGCUAAUCUGAAUUAUCUUCUGCUUAAACCUUUGCUGGCAACUAGUUUUUUUCUGUGGGCAUCUUAAACAGUUGGGGGGUUGAUGGGCUAAGGUCACCUCUCUAACCCAAAAUGUCUUGCUGGCAAAUACAGUGGAUAGAACUGCCUCUUUUAAGUUCCCACCCAGAGGGAUAGGACGCUAUUUUGGUAAUGGGGUCAAAUUUACCAUUUAAAAACACACACACACACAACACCACAUAUUAGGGAAUCGAUUGUGGGAACUGAAAUUCAAAAGGAAAGGGUAAAAAAAUAGAAACCGACCAUGUAAUAAAAGCUUUCAAUAUUAACAACCCAAUCAGAGUGGCUGAUAAGAUAUCUGAAUAAUUAAUAAUGAAAUAGCAUGCAGCAUUGAUUGCUCAAAACGUGUUUGUGAGGGUGAUGUGUAAAGCAGUUACAGUUGCCUAGAUGUUUUAGGAAGAAAAAAGGCAGUGAAGAAAGACGUGAAAAGGAAGAGGGGAGCUUUUGGUUGGGGUCAUGCUCUUUGCCCCUGGGGUCUGAGCAUGAGUCCUGAGAUAAGAGGCAAGUGUGGCCCUCACCUGUUUGGUUUUCAUGACUGCAGCUCCUUCCUUGGUAGGUUAGUUAAAGGGACUGGGUAGAAACCCCUCAAUCAGGUGAACAUUUGCUGGGUGCAAAGGAUGCUGGGUGUAACUGCUACGUAUAUUCUGUGGUUGGAGAUGCAUGCAGAAGGACCAAGGUUCAAUCCCUGGCAUCUCCCGGUAGGGCCAGGAAUGUCCCCAGCCUUAAAUCCUGGAGAGCUGCUGCCGGUCAGUGUAGUCAAUAGUGAGCUAGAUGGACCAAAUAAUGAGCUAGGUGGUCUAUGCUCAGAUGUUGUUUGGAGCGUUUCCUUUUUAGUUUUAGAAGAUUGUUUAUUGAUUAUUUUUAGCAUACACACUAAAGCUUAAUACAAAAAAGGACAUGAGAAAAAUUAAUAGAAUUAAUUAAAAAACCAUACAACAAUUUCAGUGGCAAGAAUGAUGCCAGUUACAAACUGAGACUUCAUGAGUUGGCAAGGUAUUUAAUCCAUGAAAUCUUCUUCUGUAUUAAAUAUUUAAUUAGUCUUCGAAGCACUAGGGGUCUUUUUGCGGUUUCCCCACAAUCUUACAGUUAAAUUUCAGCCAUUAAAAUGCUCAAUUCUUCUGUCUUUAUUUUUUUAAAAGAAUUUAUCCAUUCUGAAAUUAUUUAAUUAACAACCAAAUAUAACAUCGAAAAGGAAACACACACACAUCAUGAAAUGGGAAGCUGGAUUUUUCAUCCCUUCACAGAAAUUAAAGACCCUUCAAAGGGUUGUCCCUCUCUUGGUUUCUAGAUUCUAAUCCUCCUCUAGCGACCAUGUUUUAAAUUUGGCACAUACUUCUCAGAAGAUUACAGUGAACCAGAAGCUGCUAUUCUCCUUUUCCAGAACUCACUAUAUUGUUUAAUUGGGAAUAUGUUUUUUUCAGUUCAUUUAUGAUAGUUAAUAUAUUAAAUUCAUGCACGUAUUUCUGCUCCCCAAGACUUAUGCCCAAUUUAAACAAUGAGUCAGUAACACACAGAUUUCAGUAUUCACCAAAUAUGGCCAGUUUUGCCAGGCACCCUUGCUGUUAACUUUCAGGGGUCUCUUGAAGACAUGCCAACAGGCCUAUGCCGUUUAAAUCUCCCUACCGUUUUUUUUAAUGUUCACCGUGUAUUUAUGUUCUCUUUUAUUUGUAUAUCCACAGGAUAUGGUGGUAUAUGAAAUACUUAUAUAAAUAAAAGUAUAAAGAAAGAGAUCUGGAGGGUGGCAGUGUGAGAAUGGACCUUUUUAAUGGCGGCAUUUCCUGGGAGACACUUGCCUGGUGUGAUCAUUGCUUACCUUUAGGUGCUAGGCAAAAGCAUCCUUUAGCUGCAGGCCUUUGACUUUUGAUUAUCUGCAGCCUCCUUCACUGGGUAGGAUGUUAUAGUUCUGUCUUCUAAAGAUAUGAAUGAGUUUUAGCUUCGAAUCUGUUUUAAUAUUGGGCUGGUUUUAAUGUAUGUGUUGUUGUUUUUGCUGUAAGAUGCUUUGAGUUGCUUCUGUAAAAAAAGUGGCAAAUAAAUUGCAUUAAUAAUAAUGCUAAUAAUAAAAAUAAGCCUGCAGAAACUGCAUGCAGCCUCACCACCAUCCAUAUGCCCUGAUUUUUUGUUCUGUGCAGGCACCAACUUAAGAACAGAGGGGUUUCUUCCCCCUCCCCUUUUAGUUCCUAAUGGGCUGCUCUGUAGAGCUCCUUUCAGGUUGAGUCACAAGUUUUCCGCCUCUCUUUGGAGAGCAAAACACAGUAUGAACAAUAGGUUGUGGGCCAGGGCUGUUGACUAGUGGCUGUUAAUGGCAACAUUUGUUAAUGGAUCCAGUUAUUCUUGUGUAUGUCAGUCUUUUCCCUCCUUGAGCUGCCUUCACGUUCUGCAGCCAUCCUGUUUUUCGGUCAGCAACUUUCAUUGAAAAUGCCUGGAAGAAUUAAUGGGUUCUUUGUUCUACUUGACAGUAUGUCCCAGGUGGAUGUAGAUUCAGGAAUUGAAAACAUGGAAGUUGAUGAGAAUGACCGAAGAGAGAAAAGGAGCCUUACCGAUAAGGUGGGUAAGCUGUACUGGAUGGAGUUGGGAAGCUUGGAGACACUUGACUGUUGCCCUUUAUGGGGCAAUGUGCGCACGGGUUUAAAAAUGAACGCUCAUUCGUUUAUUUUUAUUCAUUUGGGUUUCUUGCUCACUCUUACUUCCAAGGCCUCUGGGCGGUUAAAAGUUAGGAGCAUGCUAUCAAAAUGCUAUGGGCUCCGUUUCAGACAACAAACCACCUAUGCUUGUUAUGUCUUGUUUCAUGUGCUGCCUCUAGUGGAGAAGUUGCAGCUGGGUGGGAUAUAGGGUGGGGCCUUCUUGGUUGUGGCGAUGCUGUUGUGAAACUCUCUCCCAAGAGAAGCUCAGUUGGCUCCCUCACUGCUUGUAGGUGGACAGCUGAAGCUUAACUUAUUUGACCUGCGUUGAGUUUUUGCUUGCUUCAAUGGUUUUUGGGUUUUUGCCCGUUUGUUAUCCACCCCUUUAUUUCCGAAGUUCAGAGGUGAGUGCCGAUCCUUGUGUAGCCUAACAGCACCACCCAUGUUCAAGAGGCUUGGAAGAACCCCCAGGUUUGCAGAAAUUAAAAAUAAAAUAAAAUGGGGGGGGGGGGGAGAGAUCAUGAGGGGAUCCCAGAAGCAGCCCAAUGAGGGCAGAGCAUCCUCAAUUUGCCUGGAAUGCAGAAUUACCGUUGGGGGAAAAAGAAUAGAAAAAUAGGUGGGAGGGGAUGGUGUAUCUUGAAAGAAGACAUUGGUAGUUUGGUUUGGAUUCUGAACAGGGGCCCUCCAUGUUCCCACAUUUUGUUGCAGAUUCCUCUUGUUUUUAGCCUUCCUUCAUUGCAUAAUUUCAGUAUUGUAAACAGCCUUGUGGGGAGCCCUUUGCGGCCUGGGUGGUGGGUUUCAAAUACAAAUGGAACCAUCUUUGAGAGAUUGGGAAUGUGCUGCAGGGCACAACCCUCUCUCUCACUUGCAAAUUCCACCCUUCCAUGACUUGCUGUCACUGUUAGUGAGCAUUAUGUCUGCAUCAGGGUGGAAUGUAGCACAGCAGACCAGAAUGAGGUUGCUAACCCUUAGCUUAUAUGAUCAUGAAUACCUGCCCUUUCGUGGCUUUUCAAAACGAGUACCCAAAUCUUUUCCUCUUUCCCCCCUCCCCAUGAUAAAGGAGCCCCCAUCAGGAUCAGAGAUAUCGGAAGAGCAAGCCUUACAGCUGGUCUGCAAGAUUUUCCGGGUCUCCUGGAAGGACAGAGACAGAGACGUCAUCUUCCUAACUUCACUUUCUGAGCAGUUUAAACAGAACCCAAAGGAAGGUAAGGAACCUGAGGUUUAAUCCCAAGUGUUUGUUGAUGAUGCUGAAUUCAGAAGCCGGGCUGCUUACCAUCUGCUGUAUUCUAUCUUGGCCAGCAGCAGCAUUACAAGGUCUCAGGUAGAAGCAUUUCUCAAACAGCUACAGAGAUUUUUCAGUUUUAUUUUAAUUAAAAUGCACAAUCUUUCUAGGCAAAAUGCUUGCUCAGAAUUUUAUCUUGUUUAUUCUUAGAUAUCUUGAGUCAAAAUACAUGUAUGAACCAAAAACAGUGGAAACAAAAGAGAGGGAAAAGAGAUUUGUGGGGUGGGAAUUGUCAAAUAAAUGCAAACUGGAGCAGAUUUAGAUCUACCCUUCCUCCCCCAGGAGCUCAGGAUGGCAAACAGAUACACAAUUUUAAAAACACAAAGCAAGCAAAAACAUUCUAAAACAGAUUAAAAUGUUCUAAAAACAAAUGUUAACUAUAACAUCUAAAAUCAUUUAAAAAUAUAUUAAAAGCAGUUACAACUGAAAGCAUCCAAUGAGCUUAAGAUUGCCAGGAGCAGUAUUCUUCAACCACCAAAUGCCUGGGCAAAUAGGAAUGUUUUCAAAUUCCUCCUGAAAGUUAAUAAUGAUAGAGGCAUUGUACAUCACUAGAGAGGGCAUCCCACAAGCAGAGAACCACCACUGAAAAUGCCUUGUUACAGGUUAGCACCAACUGGACAGAAGCUGGGGGUCUUUUACAUACCACUGAACUACGGAUCCACCCCAAAUGAGAGUGGUCCCCCCCACACUCCUUCUCUCUGCCUUUCUGUUGUGGACAUAGCAUAAGACAGCCCUCUCCAACCUGAUGUUGUUGUACUACAACUCCUGUCAGCCCCAGCCCGCAUGGCUGGAUGUCAAGGGUGAUUGGAGCUGUAGUUCCACACAUUAAGACUCGAGAAGCCUGGUAUAAGGUCAGCAGAUCACAGCUCAGGCCAUUGGGCCUUCCAGCCUGGUGUUCUGUUCUCUUACGGACACACGUUCUCAGGCAAAGGUCUUUGCAACCUACCUAAGAUUGUUGCGCAGGAGGUUCUGGGACUGAGUUUCUGCUUACAAAGCUUUGUGUUCUGCUGCUGAGCUAAAGCCCCCUUCCCACGUGUCCCAUCAUGCUUAAACAAAGGUUGGUGAUUAAUACAGUUGCUUGUUCAUGGGAGAUGGCUGGUGGCAUGGGCUAGCGAGUUCCCAUCUAGCUGCUGCGUUGGAUUUCCUUCAGUGGGUACAGAGCUCCAAAUUGCAUUUGUCAUGACCAGAUGGUGUCUGAGCUGGCACCAAAGAGUGUGUGUAGGGAGGGGAAGGACUCUUAUUUGGUGGGUGGCUCAGCUCCCACCGUGUUCACGACUUGAAGAUGGAAAGCAUUCAGUCUGUUUUGUUGGCAAGCAAGGACGUUAGACUUGCCAAUACUUUCAGAUUCCUCUACAGCGGGUGAUACGGUAGCUGAUAUGGAAGGUGUGGCUGAUAUUGGCACUCAUAAUGCUGAAAAGCUUUUGUUGUCAUCAAGGAUGCUGGGUUGACAGGCCAUUGGCCUGAUUCAGCAGGCUCAUCUUAAUUCCUUGCUUUCCUUCAAGUUGUAUGGGGUGUUUGUCAAAAGGCAGGUGCUCAGAGUACAUCUCUUGAAAUUAAUGUGCAUGCAUUUCAGUUGAUCUGCUCUGAGCAGGACUUGGUGGGAUACAGCCCCUGCUGAGUCCAUGUGCUAUAUUUUCUCAAGGCUAUCUGGCGUUAUCAACCACAUAAUCUUCAGAUCUUUCCCUUAAACUCUGUUUUGCUUCUGAGGUGCUUACAGUGGAGAACGUUCAUGUCAUUCUCUCUGUCUCUCCUCAAAAGUGUUCUCGGACUUCAAAGACUUGAUUGGCCAGAUCCUGAUGGAAGUUCUGAUGAUGUCGACCCAGUCGAAGGAGGAAAACCCCUUUGCCAGUUUGACAGCCACCUCGCAGCCCAUUGCAGCAGCUGCUCGGUCGCCUGAUAGAAAUCUGGUUCUGAGCACUGGUUCCAAUCCAGGAACGAGCCCCAUUUUCUGUAACGUGGGCUCGUUUGGCUCCAGCUCCUUGUCGAGGUAAGUUAUAGCUGCAUAACUAGCUGGGUUCCAUGUUAGUGAGUUUGCGAGGGCAGAGCAGAGGGGUUAGGUGUGCAGAAUGGUUCUUUCCAAGAUCUGCAGUGCAAGGCAAGAUGUGAUGGAUACCCGGAGGGUGGGGGGGAAGUAUUUGUUUGAAGCGUAGCCAUAGGAAACCUGGCCACUUCUUGUAUGAUAACUGUCCGCUGAGCAGAACCUUUCUGUCAUUUCUUUUCUCCCCCUGUCAUUCGACUUUUUUGAGCACUAAUGAGAGCUAGAAACUUGUGGGAGCUCUUCCUGUUAAACAAAGGCAGAGAUUACUGGGAUGCCAGAAUGCGUGUGCAGCUACCUCUUAACUUUAACAUACAUUUACCGUAUAUAUUCGAGUAUAAGCCGACAUUUUCAGCACAUUUUUUAUGCUGAAAAAGCCCCCCUCUGCUUAUACUCUAGUGAGGUGGGCGGCAGCGGGACGAGUGGCCCAAAAGGAGCUCUUUCUCACUGCUGGUCCCGCUGCCGCCCGCCUCUCACAAGGGCAGGCACAGGAGCCACGGUUGGGAGAUGCACUGCACUGCACUGUGCCUCUCACAAGCACGGCUCCUAUGCCUGCUCUUGCGAGCGGCAGAGGCAGCGGUGGAGGGAUGAGUGGCCCGAAAGGAGCCCUUUUGGGUUGCUCUUUCCUCCUCCUCCACCUUUGCUGCUGUCAGCGGCGGAGGAGGAGGAACGAGCAGCCCGACAGCAGCCUGAAAGGGCUGCUUGUUCUUUCUCCGCCGCUGCUGCCACCACCAGGUUUGUGGUGCGGUGAACUGACUUAUACUCAAGUCAAUAAGUUUUCCCAGUUUUUUGUGGUAAAAUUAGGUGCCUCGGCUUAUAUUCGGGUCAGCUUAUACUCAAGUAUAUACGGUAGUUUUCAGAUUUAUAUAUGGAUGACUCUUUAUAGCAGAGUUGCAGAAGCUUUGUCCUUCUAGAUGCUGCUGGACUACAACUCCCAUCAUUCCUGGCUGUUGGGAGUUGGAGCCCCAACAGUAACGGGGUUAGACACCCCUGCUCUAUAGGCCAAAGUAAGGCAUCAGUCCCUGUGGUGAGAAAAGUACAAUACGGUCACUUAUUACACUGGGGUUUGGUACACAUUCCUAAACCCUUGGAACCACCCCAUAGUUAGCAGGUGCGGGGGAGCGCAUGUCUAGCACUCCCAAAGCUGGAUUGCCAAACGGGCCUUGGCUGCCCCCCCAAAAAAAUCUAUGGCACAGUGCUGAAAAGCUCUUCAUGCGCCAGGAAACCCUAAGGUUUAAAAUUCUCUGCCUUGCUGGUAUUUAACUUUUGCAAUUUCAGCAAGUGUGCCUUCAACUCAUAUAGCUGAAAUCACGCAAGUUAAAUGGGUAUAAAAUGGGAUCCUACUGGAAGGGGAAAUGUUGAGCUGCCUUGCCUGUUUCUGUAUCUUAUUACCUUCCCUUUUUGCUGUGUUCUAAGCUCCCAAUUUAUCUCUCUUUUCUUUCUUUCUUUCCUUCCUUUCUUCCUCCUCCUCCUCCUCCCUCUUUUCGUUGACUUUAGUCUCUAUGGAACCAGCCCAGCUCCUCUUUUCAGCCUCUCAAGCCGCGCACCUUUAGCCGGUUCCUUCCUUGCCUCUUCUGCCAGCCCGGUUGCCCCCACCCCUCCCAUUUCUGCUAGCCCUCAUGUCGUGUCAGCAGGCCCGCUGGUAGUCCAACCCCCAUCCCCGAGGUACCGCCCGUACAUGGUGGCUCAUCCUUGGGCCUUCCCAGCUCCUCCCGCUCCACCUUCGGCAAGCACCUCCAUCCUCUCCCGCUCUCCAACUCCUCCUGUUAUAAGCGCCAGUCCUCCAGCUACGCGGGCUGGUUUGCCCAGGCUUAGGCCCGUAGCUAUGGCCCUGCCUCUGUUCCCUGCUUCGCCCGGGCCCCUUGGCAGACAUUCUUCUUUCCUGAGCAGGACACCGUCUAGGUAUUGAGUUUGCAUUUUAAUGUGUGCUGUGCAGAGUUGGUGUGACUUGAUGCACUUCAGAAGAACUCAGCUAACAACAUAAUAAGCUUUUUUUGGUUCCUAAUUGUGCUUGAGGCAAGCUAAUACACUGACUGUAAGUGGCACCUGUUGAACCACAAAGCUUUUGGCGUAGGGUGUGUGAAGUUCACAGCUUCUUACAGGGGAGAGAAGGUGAACAAAUAGUGACGUGCUUGAUUCCCCCGAAACUUGGGGAUAAUGUGCCCACCUUUGCUUGAUAACUUGUUUUGAGAAAAGAGUGCUUUCCCUACCUUGAUCUCCUUGUCUAGAUGGAUCUUUCCUGUUGACUUCUACUUGCUUGCUUUCAGAAUGUAUAAGCCGUGUAAUGUAAAAAUAAUCAGGCAGCAAACAAGAGUACAUACAAGGUAAAGACCAGCAACGAAACGCGAAAGCAUAAAGCAAAUUAUUCAGUGUAGAUCAUUUCAGCAGCAGACUGAAAGUGCCAAUUCAACCUGAGUAAUAGGAAGAGAGGUUUUCAACAGGUUAGACACAGAUAAAAGUGUCUAAAACAGAGGAAAGUAGGUGCCUGCCCUAAUUGCCAGAGUUCUGUAGCGUUAGUGCAACCACGCUGAAGGACCUGUUACCUACGGAUCCUUUCCCAUAUGACCCACAGGAACUCAUCAGCUGAGCUCAGGAACCAGAUGGCACAAGGCACGGCAGAAAAUCACCAGGUCCUGCAUUGCUUAGAGCAUUAUAAACUAAAAGUAAUACCUUAAACUUGGCCCAGUACCAUAUAGACAGGCAAUGCAAUAAUUUAAACAGUAUGGUCGCAUGGGCACGUUGCCCCAUAGACCUUUUAGGUCUGCCAUUCUUUGUAUCUAUGGCAGUUAUCUUUAUUUCUCUUACCUUGAUGCUUUAACGGUCUGUUGCAACCAAUCUUGUAUCAGUUUUAUGUGUGCUCGAUGAAGAGCUUUAAAAAUAAAAGUCACAUUGGGUGCAGGAGGGACCUGGCUGCUGUAAGGGAUGGACUUGAGACUGUGAUUAAGCAUCUAAGCCAUGGUGACUAUGCUCGGCCCCCACAGUUGGAGGAAGCAAUGCUUCUGAAUACUAGUUCCUGGAAACUGCAGGAGGGGAGAGUGUUGUUGUUCUCAGGCCCUGCUUGCUGAUUUCCCACUGAGGCAUCUGCUUGGCCACUGUGAAAACAGGGUGCUGGACUGGAUGGGCCUUUGGCCUGAUCCAGAAGGGUCUUAUUAGGUUCUUAUCCAUCUGAGGCAGUUGUGGGUGCUUAAAUGGUGUGAAGAGGACAGUUUAGGGAUGGAGAGGGAUCUGGGUGCCGUCAAUGUAAUGAUGGUGCUAAAAGGCAUAGGGUUGCGUCCAGUGUUAAAGUUUGGGUAAAAAAUGGAUACAACUCAUGGGAUUUCAUAAGGGGACCCCAGGACACUAUGUGUGUGUAUGCAUGAAAACUAAAGGGUGGUUGCUUGAACUGUGUUAUGGUGCAAGGCAGAAUAUCAUCUAGAUGCCACCAUGCCGUAAAAUCCUUCUCUACCUGCUUACUUUGAUGAAGAGAUCCCCUGUGUUGAAAUUAGUUCAUGCAUUGUAGCAAGUAGACUUACUGUGUUGCGAGUUUUCUGGCCUGUUCUCAUUGACAGCUAUGAUUGUUUUAACGCCUGCUGCAUUAGUCGUCAGGUUUGCUUUCACACUCCCUUAAUAGCAGGUAUGGGGAACUUCUGUGCCCCUCACUGAACUGCAGCUCCCAUCAGCGCCCAGCCAGCAUGUAGUUGAGCAGCACCUGCAGGUCACCUGCUUCAAUGGCUCCAUCUGAAAGGGAUCUGCUCAGUGAGCAGCAGAUAGCAGGAGGGCAUUGAUUUUGUUUAUGGGGUUGUGUUGCCCAGUUAGAACCGGUGUAUUUAGGGGAGAGACCAUAACUGGGCUGAUGAUAGCUGCUGCAGUCCAGUGCAUCUGCAAGUCCCCAUGCUGGUUGAGGCCAAGCUAAAUGGACCGGGGAGCUGACUUGGUGUAAGGCAGUGCCAUAGAUGGUCAUGAGGAAGACCCAAACCACCCUAGUCUGCAGGGCAUGAUUUGCAUAAGGAGAGGGUCCUUUGCAUACAAGAACCUCUGCCUGAGAUGCUGGAGUUCCUAUUCCUAUUGGAAUAAGUGGUAGUGGGGACUAUGGCCUAGUUGUAUGGCCACGUACAAAAGUCAGCCAGAGAACUGAAAGGCUUCCAUUUGUGAUUUGCUACCUUAAUUCUUCUCAAAAGACUCUUCUUUAUAAAACCUAGCCCUUCUCUUACUUGGAGAGAAAGCAGAUACUGCUUUGCUUUCAUUGACCUGAAUACUUUUUGGGGUUGUGUCUGUAGAGUAGACCCAGUAAAGUUCAUAGACACGACUAACUUAGGUCUGUUCAUUUCAGUGGGUCUACUAUGAGUAGGACUUAGUUGCACCCAUCACCUUUUGCUUGUAGUAGCAUUGCCGUGGCUUCUGCGUGCUUGCAUGCUUGCGGUGAAUAUUAUGUUGGUAGAACAAGUUACUCUUUAUAUUUCCCUCCUUUCUUUUUUGGUCUUCCUUUCACCCAUCUCUCUUCUCUCUUUCAUAUUCACUGGUCUAUAUUUGCUUUUGUUAUGAAUAGUAUGUACGACAACCCUUUCUCCCUCCUCCUUGCCGUUUCUGAUGUUUCUGGGGACAGUUCUGAUGAAGAAAAUGAGGACGAGGAUGAGGAUGAUUUUUCUUGUGUCCAAUUUGGGUCCAGGUAUUCCAGAAAGUGUGCAACCUACCUAUGCUUGGGUGCUUAAAGCUAACAUGUGUUUACCUUUACUUUUCUGCCUACCAUAUCAUAACACCCUCUCCCCAGAAAAAUACAACUGCAUCUAAUUCCAUUCCCAUAAUAACACUUCUUGUGAAUGGUUUUGCUCAUGUUUUAACAAUCCCCAUUAAACAUGUUUUCUCCCCUCCAAGCCUCUGAUGCCAGGAGGAAGGGCUAUCCAAGAUUGCCUUGUAAUGAGGAGGGUGGGAAGAGCAAUGUUUGAAACAGGCUCCUUAACCUCUACUUUCCAGCCAGGUGUAUUAAGAGAUUAUAAUUUCUAUUCUUGGAACCUUUUUGUUCCAGGGUGCUUAGAUCUCCCAACAGUAACUACUGAAAUGUUCAGUAGAGCCAAGACAGGAGAGUUUAAGUCUGUUGUGGGGUUCCUCCAACCUCUGGACUUAAUCCUCCUUAUCUCCAAAUGGGACAAACCAUGCCCAUUCUGUCCAUCACAUGAUAUCACAGGGCAGGGCAGGUUGAACGGGUUCCUAGCUUGAGAUGAUGCCCAAUUCAAGCCACAGCUGCAGGGGAGCGCCUUGAAUUCUGCGCUGUGUGGAUUUGGCGCCUUGCCUUGUCACACUGCUUUUGACAGGAAUCAGAUACACUUGGGAGGUCCCAGUUGCUCUCGAGUGUGUCUAGCCACUUCUGAAAUCAGUGCAACAGUGGAAAGCACCAAAUUCAAAAGGGAUAGCUGUUGCCUCCUUAAAAGGUACCCUGCCCGUACGGGCCAGUCGUGUCCGACUCUAGGGUUGUGCGCCCAUCUCACUUAAGAGGCCGGGGGCCAGCACUGUCCGGAGACACUUCCGGGUCACGUGGCCAGCGUGACGAAGCUGCUCUGGCGAGCCAGCACCAGCACAGCACACGGAAAUGCCGUUUACCUUCCCGCUAUAAAGCGGUACCUAUUUAUCUACUUGCACUUAGGGGUGCUUUCGAACUGCUAGGUGGGCAGGAGCUGGGACCGAACGACGGGAGCUCACCCCGCCGUGGGGAUUCGAACCGCCAACCAUGCGAUCGGCAAGUCCUAGGCACUGAGGUUUUACCCACAGCGCCACCCGUGUCCCGUUGCCUCCUUAGGUACAGAAAUAUAUUAUUUCCUCCCACAGCCCCAUAUAGAAGAUGCUGUUCAUUUGCAUGCUGUGAUUCCUGCAUUGCAAGGGGCUGGACUAGAUGGCCCUUGGGGUCUUCAGACAGGAGACUGCGAUGCUCUUGGCAAACUAAGGGGUUGUGACCAACCAAAACCUAUCCACAUCAGACCCUCUGAAAUUAGCUUAAUUGAGUCUGCUCUGAGUUGGAAUAGCAUUGGAUACAAUGCUGGGAGUUCACUUUCCUCCAGCGAGACUGCGAAACCAGCAUGUUGUAGUGCAGGGCUAAGACCUGGGAAAUCAGGGUUUGAAUCCCCACUCAGCCAUGAAACCCACUGGGUGACCUUGGGCCAAUCACUAUCUCAGCCUAACCUACCUGUGUUGAUAAAUUGGAGAGCUGGGAGAGGUGUGUCCUCCACUUCAAUCUCCUUUGAGAAAAGGUGGAAAGUAAAUGUAACAAUCCUCUUCCUUUCCACCUUACACACACCAUAACCAUUUGUGCAGGAGGGCUGCUACUGCUCCACUGUACUUUAAGGGCUCUUAGGUCCCUGCUAGUGGAAGCAUGUUCAUUGAUAAUCUGCGAGCAUCGUGGGGAUUUAUCCCUGGUGCCCCCCUCCCAGUUGGUUGGGGUGGGGAAUCAGGGAAGCCCUCAGAACAGUGUGCAGGGGGAGCAGAUUGUUUCACUGGGCAAGCAGAAGCAGAACAUUGGUAGCAGUGCAAUGCUGGAUUCCUUCCAGUGCUCAGUACCCAUGUGGCCUGGUCUUGGUGGCUAUAUAGGAACCCUAAAGCACUUCAAGGGGGUCAGUUGAACUGGAGUCGCUCGGUGUGGACAUGGAAGUGAAUCCUGUGCUGAUGAGGUGCCUCUAGCAACAACUGUGGGUCAGAGUAUGGAGCAUCAUGCUGUUUCUGUUUUUAAUUUGGGAUAAUUCUUAGUAUGUUUUCAAGGAUAAGUAAUACAUAAGCAGAGGAAGUUGAAUAAAGCAAUUGCGUUACACCAAGCAUACUACACAGGGACGUGGGUGGCGCUGUGAUCUAUACCACAGAGCCUAGGGCUUGCCGAUCAGAAGGUUGACGGUUCGAAUCCCCGCAACAGGGUGAGCUCCCGUUGCCCAGUCCCUGCUCCUGCCAACCUAGCAGUUUGAAAGCACAUCAAAGUGCAAGUUGAUAAAUUGGUACCGCUCUGGCGGGAAGGUAAACGGCGUUUCCGUGUGCUUCUCUGGUUUGCCAGAAGUGGCUUAGUCAUCCUGGCCACAUGACCUGGAAGCUGUCUGCGGACAAACGCCAGCUCCCUCGGUCAGUAAAGCGAGAUGAGCGCCACAACCCCAGAGUCGUCUGCGACUGGACUUAACGGCCAGGGGUUCCUUUACCUUUUAAGCAUACACAGAACCAUUAUAAUAAAUGAACUGACCAACUGAACAAAACCAAAUCUCUCCCCAACCAAAAAACCCCCAAAACAAAACCCAACAGACCAGGUGUUAUGUGAAUGCCCCUUAGCAGGCAAACAUGGUAAAUAUCAAUUUAUAUGUGAAUCAUAACACAUACCAGAAUAUAUUAAAUCUAGCAAAAGAGCAGUUCACUUUAAGAUGUCCAAACCAUCAUACAAUGGAGAAAAGGAUAUAAAUCAUUAGUUUUAUCAUUAACAAAGGUGAUAAAAAUCCCGCUCUCUUGCAAAGUAGUCAUACUUUGCUUGUCCCCUGACUACUUUUGCAUGUUGUUGUAAAAGAGUCAGCACCUCUCAUCCUUCCUUCAUUUUAAGACAUGUACCCUUCCAGGGUUGUUUCACACACCUGAGAAGCCAGGAAUUUGCCGUUAUUGUGUGUUGCUGUGAUAAAAUGCAGGUGCCUGUCAUUGCACCUGCAGUAUAACCAGGUGUGCAGGGGGUAUACUAUUCUACUGACACACGGACCCUCCUCCUAGGAAGCAAGGUGACCUUGCAGGCUAUUAAUGGCUCAAAAGCAUAAACAGACAGAAUGAGUCCUACCUAGCCAGCAUAUAUUUAUAUAUAUAUCUGAGAGAUGUUGUCUUCAAGGUAAAGGAAAUGCUAAUCAUAAGUGACUGUGCAGGUUUAAUGAUGGAAGGUGUGAAAGAGUUCCUUGGCUGGAGCUGCUAAUUAAUUGGUUUAAGGAUGGGAGGAGCCUGUGAAUCAGAAGAGGAUGUCCUGUCUGUUGCUUUGCAGAUGAUUGACUGCAAAAUGUUAAUGCUGGCCAGUUUUAUUUCUGUGCGUACUUAAAAGGGCUAUUCCACUUCCCUCCCACCAGGGAAAUUCGGCUAACAGCAUAAAAUAAAUUUUUUAAAAGAAUAGCCAGCACAUUAAAAAAAAAGUGUUAAUAAAGGCUGCAGACAGAACAGAAAAUCUAUCUCAGCAAUUAGAUAGAGAGAGAGAGAGAGAGAGAGAGAGAGUGUACACGUACACACCACACAUGCAUAUAUCCUUGGUGUGCUGUGAUGGUAAUUCUGCCUGAAUUUUAACCAGCUCUUGUGGCUGAUUUCAAAGUGUACAGCGAUCAGCCUUUCUUAAUCUGUAAAGCAAAUGUUAUAUGAUAAGCUGCCUUCUGGAGACUGUAGGUGGUGUGUUUGGCAUCUGGUAUAUGAUUACUUAAGAGAGAGGGUUGCUUUUAUCUCCACAAUAUAUGUGUGUGUGUGUGUGUGUGUGUGUGUGUGUGUGUGUUGCUGUGUGUGUGUUGUUACUGAGGAUGGAGGCUUCCCUGUUUGCUCAGCAAGUGAUCUAAAUGUAGCUCUAGGGUCUUUCAGAUUAAGGAUGCCUUUCCUUUAAGGCGGAUGUCAGGACAGAUAAAAGGAAGUCCUUCAUGCAGUGCGUAGUUAUAAACUAUGGAACUCGCUGCCAAAGGAGGCAGCGAUGUCUACCAACCUUGGAUGGCUUUAAAAGAGGAUCGGACAAAUUCGUGGAGGAGAGGGCUAUCAGUGGCUACUUGCCAGGAUGGCCAUUCUCUGCCUCCACAGGUGAAGGCAGCAAUGCUUCUAAAUACCAGUUGAUGGAGACCACAGGAGGAAAGAGAGCUCUAGCGCUCAGGUCCUGCUUGAAGGCAUCUGAUUGGAUACUGUAAGAACAGGGUGCUGGAGUAGAAGGUUGUCCAGAAGGGGAUGUGGCCCUUGAACUGAAAAAGGGUUCCUCACCCCUUGUCUACACUAAUUAGCAGCAUUUCAGUCUUACCUGGAGACCUUCUGUGUGCAAUGCAUGUGCUUUGUCACUGAAUGAUGACGCUGAGUAAUAUACCAGCUUUUCACAGAGCAGACUGGCUGGCUAUCCUAUGUGCCUGACAUAGGUGCAAGCAGGCACUGAGGAUCUGCCUCGUUUCUGUGGGGCCGAUCAGGAAGGCUGUCUCCUUGGUAUCUAAAGCCUGAGUACAUUUUCCCAGAAGGGAAUGUGGCUGUCUGGCUGAUAAGGGGGUUCCCCAUCCCUGCCAUAUUAGAAUAGGGCCUACACCGAUUGCACGAUUCAUAUGGAUUGAAUCAGUUUUUGCCACUGCAACAAGGAGCAGUGCCUUUUGAGUGUAGGCCCCUGUUCUGAUAUGACUUCUAAUACAUGGUCAUCAAUGAGUAUUAGAAAGGAGAUUCCAACUGAACAUCAGGAAGAGUUUUCUGACAGCAAGAGCUGUUGGACAGUGGAACGGACUCCCGCAAGAGAUGAUGGACUCUGGUUCCUUGAAGGUUUUUAAGCAGAGAUUGGAUGGCCAUCUGGUAUGGGUGCUUUAGCUGAGAUUCCUGCAUUGCAGAGGGUUAGACUAGAUGACACUUGGGGUCCCAGUCCCAUCUCUACAAUUCUAUGUUUCUGUGAAUGGAGACAGAGCCAGGUUGUUUGCGGACCAGCAAACCUUUUAAAAAAAUUAAGUAGUACUGCCACCAGAGCGGAAAAUUAAAAGAUGUGAACAACUCUUGUUGUGGGUCUACGCUUUUCUGUGGAGAGUUCUCUGUGCAAGUGGUGCAAAGCCACAGCUCUCCCUCUAUGGACAGCCAACUUUCACUGACUGCUGUGGAAAGAAGUGGCUUUACAGCCACUUAGCUUAUGAUUCUUUCCUUUAUUCCCUUAAAGUGGUGGAGGCUCUGGAGGAGCCAGCAUUUCUGACUCAUGCAGCGACCACUUCACCAUCGAGACAUGCAAGGAAACUGAGAUGCUGAACUACCUCAUUGAGUGUUUUGACCGAGUGGGGAUAGAGGAGAGAAAAGCACCAAAGGUAUGUUGAGGAGAAAGAUCCUCUUCUGCAAUCAGUUUUUGCUUCUUCUUCUUUUCUUCUUUUCUUUUCUUUUCUUUUUUUUUUGGGAGGGGAAAGGAAUUUUAAGGUGCAAUAUCCACUCCAGAUCCCUCCAACCCAGAGAAGAAGUUUGAGCAUUUUUUGCUAAAGAGCAGGGCCUUCUUCACAGUGGCACCCUGUCUGUGGAAUGCUCUCCCCAGGGAAGUUCGCCUGCCACAUUCAUUAUACACCUUUAGGCGCCAUGCACCCGGCUCCUUUUUUAACCAGGCCUUUGGAUGAUUUGAUUGACAUCUUAUGCCCUUUUAAAAUGUGGUGGGGUUUUUUUGGGGGGGGUUGUAUUAUUGUUUUUAUUUUGAUUAUAUAUUUUGAUUAUAUAUUUUUAUAUUUUGAUUUUGUUCUGUGAACUGCCCUGAGACUUCCAGGUAUAGGGCAGUAUAUAAAUUCUAAUAAUAAUAAUAAUAAUAAAAAUAAAAAUAAUAAUAAUAAUAAUAAUAUAACAACAGCAAUGCGCUACAAAUAAAUAAAUACUGUUGUGAGCUAUAGCCAGUGGCGUAGCGUGGGUUGUCAGCACCCGGGGCAAGGCAAGUAAUUUGUGCCCCCUAACCCGUGGAUUUGCGCCCCCUAACCCUAACCCCCAGAAGUUGCGCCCGGUGCGGCCGGCCCCCCCUGCACCCCCCACGCUACACCACUGGCUAUAGCAAACUUUUGAUGCCUGGAAAAAUAAUGUACCAAAAUCUACCUUCAAUUGCCACAAAUUCAUUACUAACACUACUGAUGUUUUUAAAUCACCUUUAUGUUGCCCUGGUCAGGAUGACCAGUGGUUUGGGAUGGUUGCAGUCUGGCAAUAGCUGGAGGGCUGCAGCUGUUCCCCACCCCUGAGGUAAAAGGUUUUAGGAAGAAAUGUGCCACUUUGCUUUUAGGGUUUGCAGCGGCUGGGCCCCAGCAUUGCUGGCAGUCAUUACUCCAUUUAUUCCCUUAGAUGUGUAGCCAGCCGGUGGUGAGCCAGUUACUGAGCAACAUCCGAUCUCAAUGCAUUUCCCAUGCUGCUUUGGUGCUCCAAGGAUCCUUAACGCAACCGAGGUGAGUUGGGCCUGCUUGUUGCCAUCUGUUGGGUGGUAUUUUCGUGAGCCCCUCUCCUCCCAAUCUUCACCCCAUGUCCUCCUUCUCGUGCAUAAGGUCAUUACAGCAGCAGUCGUUGCUAGUCCCGUACAUGCUCUGUAGGAAUCUCCCUUUUGGCUUCAUCCAAGAGCUGGUGAGAACGACCCAUCAGGAUGAAGAGGUGUUCAAACAGGUAAGUGACCGGUCGUUUUUAGUGACUUGCAACAAUACCAAAUAACGGAACGCAAACUCUGUGCAGGGGCCUUGUUCACUUUGGGCAUUAUACACAUAACCUACAGCAAUUCACAGGGGUGUGUGUGUGCGCGCAUAUAGAUAAAAUUGCAAGUAUAUCCCACCUUUCCUCCAGUGAGCCCAAGGUAGCAUGCAUAGUUCUCCCCAUUUUAUAAUCACAACAACCCUGUGAGGUAGGUUAGGCUGAGAGUGAGGAACUGGUCCAAGAUCACCCAGUCAGCUGUAUGACUGAGGAUUUGAACCCUGGCCUCCCAGGUCUAGCCACACCAGCACACUGGCUCCACUGGUGUUGGGGUUAGUGUGUUGCACUUUCAGCUAGGGAGAGUGUAAUGCAAACUCCCGUUCAGGUGGGUGUUCCUGGCCCAAUCACAAUCUUUGAGCCAAAACUUCCUUUCCGAGCUGUUGUGGUAAUAAAUGCAGAAGGGUGAUUCUGUUCACGUCUCUUUAUCCAUACUGCUGCACCAUCAUUGUACAUGGCACAUUAUAAAAGAACGAGUUCGAUGUGUCCCUCCCUGCCCUGCCUCAAAGAGCUUGCAAUCUAAAAAUAGAUACAAGGAAAUUACAGAAGAGGAGGUGGGAUGAAUGCAUGGCCAUGCAAGGAAGGAGGAGCGCAAAUAUUUAAAUUGCAUGUAUGUUGACUUAGUUACAACGGGGUGUUAGGACUAGGGGUUGUUCCAAAGUAUUCCUGGCUCUGGUCAAGUGAAUUUUGAGGGAGGGGCUUGAAGGAAAUAAGAGCACAAGGACCUCAAGUUUCAAGAGAGUGUCAGUCCCCCCCCCCAUUGCAGUCUGAUGCUGCAUACUAAGUGGUAUAAUGAUUAGCAUGCCCUUAAAAGCAUAUGAACUUCACUAAAAACAAUACUGGUGCAUGAGACUGUCAUAGAUAGGGUCUAGUUGGUGAUGGCUCCCCCAUUUUGUAAUUCCGUCUCAUUGGAGAUACGCUCAAUCCCUCAUUUACAUCUUUUUGUCACCUACUGAAACACAGCUGUUACAUUUGGCUUAUGGGGGUUAACAGGAUGAUUUUGCUGUUGAUUGUUUUGUGACUAUAUUCUGCUGUUGACUGUUCUUGAGAUAUUGUUGUUUUAUAGUUUUAUUACUGUGUUUUCUUUUUUAGUUAAGCGUUCACUGCCCUGAAAACUUGUGUUGAAAUGGUGGUCUGUUAUUUAGUUGAUGGAAUGUAUAGACUGCUUGACUGCAGUAAAACAUCUAAGUUGGUUUGCAGUAUAAUAAUGUUAUCUGCAAAUCUGCAAAAAUACAGCGAUGAUUAUAAUGAUGGUGGUAAUAAUAAUAGCAAUAAUGCUGUAAGCCUGGUUCUAGCUAGUUUAUACAUACCCAGGGGCUGCAUGGAAACCGGGCUUGAUUAUUCAUUUUUAUUUUGUUGAAAUUUAUAUGCAGCCCUUUGUCAAAAGACCACAGGACCGGUUACAGCAUAGAACGUAGUAAACAUACAUAGCCUAACAUAAUACUCAUACAAUACAUAACUUAAAUAGUCAUCCAUUUAAAGUUAAUGAUAAUAAGCUAUGCAAAGUCAUUAUGUUGUGAACCACCCUGAGAUCUACGGAUGAAGGGUGGUAUAUAAAUUUAAAUCAUCAUCAUCAUAAUUGAUAAUGUCAUAAUACACAAUAAUACAGAUUAGCCUUGCCUGCUAAACUGGAAAGCACAAGAGUCAUGAUUCUCUUUCUCCCUUUUCCUUCUUCUCUGAACAGAUAUUUAUCCCCAUUUUACAAGGCCUGGCUGUGGCUUCGAAAGAGUGUUCCCUUGAUAGUGACAAUUUUAAAUACCCCCUAAUGGUGAGUAGCCUUCCUCAGUUUUCUCCCUGUACAUAACCUUCCAUCUGCUGGUAGUCUGCACCAGGUAGAUAGACAAUUUCUCCUGGCAAUGAACAAUGUUGUUGUGGUUGUUGUUGUUGUUGAUGAUGAUGAUUUUCCUGUCCAGGGUUGCAUUCUGUAGGGUGUUAUUUUUUGUGGGUGGGGCUAUUUUUGGCCGUUCUCCUUUUCCUCUCUUUUUGCUACCCAUAUGAAAUUUGGUCAAGGGCUGUAUCUUGCCCACCUAUCUCUUAGAGGUGGUCAGCCUGUGACUGGGCCACAUCACUUCAUACUGCAGUGUUGGAGGGAUGGGGAGGGAUAUCACAUGAUAGACUGUUCCUCCGUAAGUACAGCACAUGGAGAACUAGCAUGCAAAGAAUAAAGAUCUAGCAUAGCCCUUCACUUGUAUUCCUGCCCCCACCCUGGUAGGAGCACUGAAUCAUUCAAUCCCCACCUGCAGUCUGAAGCUGUGCAUCUCUGCCACAGGUGUACCAGCUCAGUGAGAACCUGGAAGUUUAGUAGGGUGUGAUUAGCAUAGGAAUCAGGCCGUCUGCUUUAUGGGAGAGAGGCUUUGUUUGGAGUAGAACUGAAAUGUCCCUGCAGAGAGCAGCAGGGACUCUUUCAAGCCGAGCAGACUCUUGAUUAAAAAAGAGAAAAGAUCCCUCUGUGAUUGCUGUGUCUGUUUGCUCCACUCUUGUGCAACAUGGCUUGAUAUGGACAAUGUGUCUCGCAUGGAUGCAUUUAGGCAGCCAGAGAUUUCGAUUUAAUUCAGACGUUUUUGAAUGCAAUUUUAUUCAGACUUUCCCAUGGUUUUGAUUUUAUGUCUCUGCUACUAGUGUUGAAACUGCUCCUAUUUCUAUUGUGGAUCUUGUCGUGUUUGAUUUUUAAGCCAGUAUUUUAUUUAAAUUAGCGUUUCAAUUUUGAAUCAGCCACUGUGUGUGUAUAUACGCAAGAGGUGGUGUAGCAUAGCAGUUAAGACUAUGGAUUUUAUUAUUUGCUUAUUAAAUAACAAGACUCUAGAUCAGGGUUAGUCUCAACCAAGUGUAGACUCAUUGAAAUUAAUGGAGAGAGCUAACAUGCAUCGCAACAAACCCGGAAACGUCAUAAAGAUGUCGCUGAAAUGCCACUAAAAGGGUGGAACAGGGUGUUUGCAGGCUUUUUCACUGGGUUUCAAUUCUACAUGAUCUUUCUGACGUGCAUGGUGCCUCGGAACAUAACCCCCGUGUAAGGGGGGCUGCCUGUAUCCACAAGUAGUGACAGUGGCAGCAGUUAUAGUAUUCCCUAACCUCAUGUCUUUGGAAUGAUAGUGCUGGAGAGAGUUAAAAAAGGAGUAUAUAUGUUGUGCUAUAACACAUCCAGGAUGUGUGGCACAUUGUCCUUCUGAAUUUCCUUCGAUUUCAUUCUGUCCUGCCUGCCAGACCCACUGGGAGGAUGUAGAUGAAAGUUCUUUUUGUCAUGGGUUCUCAACAUCAUCCAACGACUUUCUGCUCUCACAUUGCAAGACAAAAGGGGCCCUUGGUGCACUGAGAACAAUAGAUCUAUUUUCCCCAAGCGCUGUUUAACCCUUGCCUGGUCGUUUUGGAGUUUGCCAGCCACUUGGCUAGGCAGCAGAGAUGGGAAGAACUUGACUGCUGGCUUGAGAAAUGCAAUGUGUUCUCUCCUUGCGGUGCCCAUUUUAACUUCUUAUGAGCAAAAAGGAGAUGAACCAUAAGUUGAAUUUGGUAGAGAUUUUGACCUGAAUGGGAGAGAUGUGGAUAAAUGGAAUGCAUUUUUGUCCCUUAUGCUGAAGUGUAAGUCUGUGUUGCGUCCAUUGCAUUAGGAGUGGCGAGGGGCAGACAGCACCUUGCUGGUGACGUCCCCUCUGCCUGCGCAAGACUCUCUCCCAGAGAGACAGACCUGAGAGCGUUAAACUUCUUCUCUGCCAGGUUAUCACCCCAAACCUUUUAAAGAACAAUUAGCCCUUAAUUGAUCUGUACGGGCUUUUCUCCUCCUUGCUACUUGUGUUUUCAUUGAGCGAUGUUGUGUAAACUGACCAGAGGAAGGAUUUUUGUUUUCAAGGGCAGACUAAAAAGCUAUUAAAUAAAGGCAAGGCCUGUGCCCCUCUCAAUGUUCCUGAACUUCAACUCGUGUAUCAUCUCUUUUUAUUAUUAUUAAAGAUUUUCUUGAUUUACAAAAGUGUGUGCAAUGUCUCUCUCUCAUAUUUUUUUUCCCAUGUAACAUUUUUACAAAUCAGUUUCAUUUGUUGAGACAUUAGGAAGAAAAGGGGGAAAGAGGUGGGGGGGAGAUGGGGGGGUCAGGUGGCGAUGUUUCUAUUUUACUUACUAUAUGUAGGGUUUGGUGUCAGCGUUGCUUGUGCAGGUUCUUUGCUGUUCACUUGUGUUCUUUUGGUGGUGAGAGAGGUUGGGGUUGGCCUAGGGUGUGGUUAUUCAUUUGUGGUUGGCUGUGGUGGUCUUUGUUUUCAUGUGUGAGUGGGGUGGGUGAGUGUUUUGGAUCAGGUUAGCCGUAUAAUUCAUAUCAUCUCUGACUGUAGGCUGUGCUACCUGAAGCUCUUGGGAGUUGGUGGGGGCGCAGGUUCCCCACUCCUGGUUUAGAGUUGGCAGGUUGUCCUUUCAUCCCUUGUAAGAACUUGCUUCCAGCUGAAAUUGGGGAGGAAAACUGUUGUGGCCUGGCUCAGAAAUCUAGACCUGGAGCUUGUGUGCUCCAGCUGUUGUUUGAGUUGGAAAAUCUGGAGUUCUCUGGAUGUCCUGCUAUCAUUGCUCUGCUCUGCCUUCAUGGCCAAGAGGCAGUAAUGCGUCUGAAUACCAAUUGCUGGAAGCCACAGGAAGGGGAAGUGCUCUUUGCUUGGGCCCUGCUUGUAGAUUUCCUACAGACAACUGGGUGGCUGGCUAGAUGGGCCAUUGGCCUGAUCCAGCAGGCUCUUCUUACAUUCUUAUGCUGAGUGGGAGGUCAGGUCCCCAGCAUAAAUAUACUAGGACUAGCCAAUUCAGAGUCUUCAUACUGCUUAUAGGUCAUAGGAGCUGUUGAUCUACCUCUGAUAACUUCUGAGACAUGACUGCACAUACUCCCAAGCAACUCUCCAGGUUAAGCUCUUAAGCCAUCCAGUCCAGCAUCCUAUUUCCCUCUGUGGCUAGCCAGGAGCCUCUUGGAAAGCCCACUCACAGGGGCAUGAAGACUAGAGCCCCUCUCCCAAGGUUGUGGCAGCUGGUAUUUUGAACCAGGAGGUCACACAUAGCUAACAUAACAAGCUAGCCACUGGAAGAGUCCAAAGAAAGACAGCUUCUUAAGAUGCAACUCUUUUAAGAGCCCUCCAUCCAACAUGUGGUUCUUUUUUUCCAUUAGUCAGCCAAAGAACCUGUGUAGAAAUGUCCUUGGGUCAUUUUGUUUCUCUCAUUUAUUUUUGUUUCUGUUUUUAGGCUUUAGGUGAACUAUGUGAAAUCAAGUUUGGGAAAUCUCACCCCGUGUGCAGUUUGGUAAGUGGAAAACCUUACCAAGUAAGUGGUAAGUGGAAAUUCUUACAAUUCCUUUUGAGUUAAUGCUGGUUUCCAGUGCUCAGCAUCCAUCAGAUUCUAGCAAGGGGCGAUCAAACAGGCAGCAGAACAAUUUAGAAGCUUCCAGCCCACAUGCCAGUCAUUUCCCUGUCACCCUCUUGUACCCACAGGUUGUGUCUUUGCCUUUGUGGCUGCCGAAGUCUCUGAGCCCCGGGACAGGUCGGGAACUGCAAAGACUCUCUUACCUCGGGGCUUUCUUCAGUCUCUCUGUCUUUGCUGAAGAUGAUGUAAGUGAUGAGUGAAUGAGACCAAAUCAAAAAGAUCUUCUGCUACAGCAAAUAAGUUUUGUCUAGUCUUCUGUGGUCUACCUUAAAAGCCUCUCCCUCCUUUUGCAACCUCUUAUGCACCCACUGCAGAGGGCUGUUAGGUCGGCAGGCAUGCAGGACAAGGCCUUUUUUGUACUGGCCCCACACCUCUGGAAUAAGUUUCUGUUGGGAGUUCACCAACCCUUAUCACCACAAGCAUUCAGGAGAGGCCUUAAAACGUGUUGGUUCUCGCUGGCUAUUGCUCCAGUUUGUGUUUUUUGGCUUUAUGGCAAGAGUGAUAGAGUUGUAUCCAACUAAGUCCUACAUAGAGUAAACUCAUUGAAACUAAUGGACCUAAGCUAGUUAUGUUCAUUCAUUUCAGAAGAUCUUCUCAGAGUAGGACUAGCAUUAGAUGCAAACCAUGGUUUUUAGUUUACUUAAUUCUGGGCUUGUUGGGUGUUAGUCUAAUUUUACCGGAUAUUAAGCAUGCUGUAUAUCAUUAAUUAUUUAUUGCAUUUCUAUAUCAUAAGCUGCCUUGAAAUUGAUUCUGCCCAUAAACAUGGUCUUUACAAGUACUUUAAAUAAAACAUACCUGUGUUGUUCAUUGACUCCCCCCCCCUUUCCUCCUUGCAGCCUAGAGUGGUCGAAAAAUAUUUCUCUGGACCUGCCAUUACCCUCGAAAACACCAGGGUGGUUAGCCAGUCUUUGCAGCAUUACCUGGAAUCCGCAAGGGUAGGUGUGCUGAAGAGGAAUUGGCUGCUUUUUAUCUUGUUUGAGAAAAUGUUUUUGCUAAGCCUGUCAGUCAGCAUCAACCAUACUCAGAGCAGACUCACUGAAAUGAAUGGACAUGACUAACCUAGGUCCUAUUCAUCGCAGUGAGUCUACCCUUGACAUCAAGCAGGUGCCUUUACUGUACACUUUUUGGUGCCUGCUUAAAAGCAAGCCUACUCUGCUACAGUCGUACCUUGGAUCCCGAACACCUUGCAAGUUGAACAUUUUGGCUCCCGAAUACUGCAAACCUGGAAGUGAGUGUUCCGGCUUGCGAACGUUCUGUGGAACCCGAACGUCCGGCACAGCUUCUGAUUGGAGCUUCCUGCAGCCAAUCGGAAGCCGUGUCUUGGUUUUGGAAGUCGAAGAGACUUCCGGAACGGAUUCCGUACAACUUCCAAGGUACCACUGUAUUUAGAAAGUCGUUGCAAGUUUUAAUCUGUUCUUAGUUUAUUCUUAUUUUAACUUUUUGAAAGUUGUUGUUAAUUCUUAUGGAUAAUUUUAUCCAAUGCUUUUUUCCCUUAAAAAAUGCUUAGGAGUACUCUCAUUUUUGACUCAAGAAAAUCACCAUUUUAUAGUUCAAAUCAGGAAAAAUACAUACAGUAGAUGGACAAAAGUACAAAGAUUCACAAAAUGUUUAGGGGUAUGUGUGUGUACCCCUGUGUCCUCCCAGAAAAAAAGCACUGAUUUUAUCAUUUAAACUUUUUUUAGUAAACCGCCUUGUAAAAAAACACGCAACCUAAAUCAAGAGGUGUAUAAAUUUUAUGAAACAAAUCAGUAUAAUAAUAAAAAGCUGGUCACAGUCCUUGGAGUGGUAUUCAGCUACAUUUGACUCAGAGCAGACCUAAUGAAAUGAAUAAACAUGACCCAGUUGGGUCCAUUGAUUUCAGUAGAUCAACUCUGAGUAAAACAUUGCUGCAUACCGCUUUUGGUCCUUAGAUGGUUCCUGCUGCAACAGGUGUUAUUUCCUGUGCCUGAGAGCGAAGGGGGAAUUCAUCUUCUCAGAUGACUGCUGCUGUCUGCAUAUUUAUUUAUUUAUUUAUUUAUUUAAUAUAUAUUUUAGAAACUUCACAUUUUUAAAUGUGUUGCCUGAUUAAUUAUGGGCAUAAGUGUAAUCACUUAAAAUAUUUUCAAUUACUUUUAACUGAUUAUUUAAAACUUGUAGCUUUAGGGUUGAAUCCAGUUCUAGCCAUACUCAGAGCAGACCCACUGAAGGACAAAACUAACCUAGGCCCAUUUAUUUAAAUGGGUCUGCUCUGAGUUGGAUACAAGCCUUACUUUUGAUAAAUAUUUGCGAGGUCAUCUUAAAAUCUAGAAGCAUUAGGGGAAUAAAGACUACAGCUGCUGUGUAACCGAAGUUUCCAACUAUGCUAAGACCCUGGCCACAUUAACACCAUACUUUUAAAGCACUAUGAUACUACUUGGCCUCCCCCAAGAGAAUUCUGGGAGCUGGAGUUUUUUAAGGGUUCUGAGAGUUGUUAGGAGAUCCCUAUUGCCCUGACAGAGCUACAGUUCACAGAAUUCACUGUGAAGACGGAUUGACUGUUAAGCCAUUGUAGGAAUUGUAGCUCUUUAGCACCCUUAACAGACUACAGCUCCCAAAAUUCUUUUGGAGGAAGCCACAGCUGUUUAAAAUGGUAUCAUAUAGCUUUAAAUGUAUGGUGUGAAUGUGACCUUUCUCUGCACCAGCCUUGUGCCCACCUGGUGUUUUGGGGACUACAGAUCCCAUCAUCCCUGACUGCUAGCCAUGCUGGCUGGGGCUGAUGGGAGCCCAAGACAUCCAGAGAGCGCCACCAAGGCUGUGCUACACAGCUGUUUCACAGUGAAACCUGACAUUGUAAGCUGCAGUUGCUCGCUUAACUUGCUUCUGACUUUCCUUUUGUAAAAAUCUUCAGCAAGAGCUGUUUAAGAUCCUGCAUAGUGUGUUACUCAACGGAGAAACCCGAGAGGCAGCUCUCAGCUACAUGGCAGCCAUGGUCAACGCCAACAUGAAGAAGGCCCAGAUGCAGGUGAAGUUGUGCCCGCAGUCCAGAUUGGUCGUGAAAGCCUGUUAGCACAUUUAUUGUGUCCCUCUCCCCUCUUUGAUCAACUUGAAAUUGUAAACUCAGCUGUCUCUUCUGUUGCCAUGAGCACCCUCACCCACCCUCUGCACUGACCUUCCUGCAACCAAGCCUCUAGUCCUCAGUUUUAUAUUGUCAGCCUUUGCAUCGCUAUGCUUGUCCGUCUGCUCUGCAUAAGGAUAUCAGCCAGCAGUCUUUGAUUUCCACCUCUCAUGUUUCUGUUGCUUAUGCCCUGCCCCUCCUGACAUCCCAGGAUGUCCUCUGCUACCUGUUAGGGAGCCACUUUUGUUUCCCUUUGAGGAAGUGGGAGUGUUACUUGCUUUGACAAUCAGUGUUGGAGCCUUGACUUGUCAAUAACCAGCAAGUCAUGACAUUUUAAUUGUAAUUUUGCUUGCACCCUGCCCCAUUCCAAUUAAUCUUGCAGCUUUUAAAAUUUAAAAGUUUGCAGCUUUUAAAUACUCCAUACGAAUCAGAGCAGAAGAUAUUGCAACUGAAACAGCAGUUUUUAAACAUACCAUUUCCCCUUUUCUUUUUUUGCUGGCUGUUCCUUGAGUUUUGUUUUACUUCUGUUGUUGUUGUUGUAAUUUAUAAAAAAAAGUCUGUUUGCAUCUAACUGGCUAAAUUGUAUCUUGUAGUGUUAGACUUGAGGGCCAUGGUUUUUUUUGGGGGGGGGGCACAAACAGGGCUGAAAAAGUGCCUUCAGAAUAUUUACAUAAAUAAAAGCCGGGUCUGGGAAGAGAAUAAUAUUUUUAUCUUGGGCUUUUAAGUGUUGUAAGCACUUAAUGUGCAUUGUCUAGUUAUAAUCCUCUCAACAGGUAAAUCAGUAUAAUCCCCGCACAUUAUAUAACUGCCCGAUCUUUAUGUUCAGCCAAAGAGGCACUGUUAAGUGUGCCACGUGGCAUUUGUCUUCUGCAAUAAAUAGGGGGUUUAGGGUUUAAUUAUUUUUUAAUGGUUGGUUCCCCCUCGCCCCCCAAAAAUGUUUUUAGCUGUUUCUAUUUUAGCUGUAAGCCACCUUGAGUCCCAGUCAGGCAGGAUGAUGAUAAAAUGAUGAUGAUUGUGAUGAUUUUGAUGAUAAAAUGUUAUGUUCCAGCCUAGAUUGUUUAAUUCCUUGCCUAUUAAUUGCAAACAAUCAUCAUUUCUACUUGCAUUUUUCAAACGCCUUUUGCUUACACAGGACUUUUCUGAUGUGUAGCUCAGUCCAUGGGUUAUUGUGUAUCGCUGUCCAGGUGUCAAGUCUUUUUCUGCUGCUUUAUAGAUGUGUUAAUUUUCCCUGCCUAGAUACUUAGUUUAUUGUGCAGUGUAUAUUUAUGAGCCUAUAAAAUAUGCAAGUGGGGGAAAUGAAGCUGGGAGAGAUGGUGGCUUUUUUCAGGCCAGCUAGGGGGCGGUCAAGGUAAAAUCUAUGGCUUAGCAGCUGAGAGCUCUGUAGGCACUAGGCAAACAGUUCUGGGGAGGGUAAUUCCAAAGGCACACUGCCAGCAGUACUCAGAGCAAACCCUCUUGCGAUGCUCUAAAUUAGAGGUGGGGGAACCUUGUGCCCGGGGGCCGCAUGUGGCCUUCCAGGCCUCUUGUUUGGCCUUUAGAACUCUCCCUUUUGCCACCCGUUCUUCACACCUUCCUUGAGUGUUUGUGCCUGUCUGGAAUUUAUCCUUGAGCUCUGAUAAUGCCUCUUGCUUGCCUGGGUGGAGGAUAAAGACAGAUUUUUGAGUGUGCGUAGAAGCUUGCCUACUGUACAAAGGUAAUAGUUGCAUUAAUUGCCCCACCCACUUUUCUCUCUGGCCUUGUGCACCAGUAGCAUGUGGCCCCUAAAAAGGUUGCCCAGAAGGAAAUGCGGCCCUUGGACUUAAAAGGGUUCCACCACCCCAGAUCACAAGUGGGAAGGCUGUCCUUAAGAUACCCUUGAGCCCAGCUUUAGAUAUGGGGCUGUCUCCCUGAAGUUCCUGUUCUUAGAUAGCACUCUGUUCCCUUUCUCCUGGACUUGCAGACAGAUGACAGAUUGGUCUCUACAGACGGCUUUAUGCUCAACUUCCUGUGGGUGCUUCAGCAGCUGAGCACGAAGAUCAAGCUUGAGACGGUUGACCCCUCCUACAUCUUCCAUCCUCGGUGUCGCAUUGUACUCCCGGCGGAUGAGACGCGAGUGAAAGCUACCAUGGAGGAUGUUGGCAGCUGGAUGGUUGAGCUGUGUGAGUUACAGAUGGCUGCUGUUGUCUCCAUCUUUUUGUUCCUUGGCAGAUGUGCAAAAACAAAUAUGUGGGUUGUUUUAUUCGGGGCUGUGUGUUUAGAAGUUCUGCUCCAAGGUAACCUAGCUUAUGCUUUAAGGAAAAUAGAGUUGUGGGACCUUUGAAAUUAAGUAUUGUUUUUAAUGUAUUGGCCAUUUGAAUUUCCAGUAGUCUGUGGAACAGGCAGAGCUAUCUAGAACACAGGAAAUCUUGCUUGACCCCUGGCAUUGAGAUUUCACUGUUGGUCCCAUGCACACUUUUCACAUCUAGCUUUGCAGCCUUAAGGUCUAGAAACUUGUUUAAGAAGAAAGAUGCUUUUCCCCACCCACAGUUAACAGUUGCAUCCAGGGCAUGAGCCACCACCAGAGGCUAAAACUUUACAAAGCAAAUGAGAGACAGGCCAUUUGUCAUGGCAGAUAGCGGGUACUUCAUUUAUAAGAUUCCUUACUGCAAGGAUGUGGAACCUUCAGCCUUCCAGAUGUUGCUGGACUCCAAUUCUCAUCCCCCCUAGCCAGCAUUGCCAAGAGUCAGAGAUGCUGGGUGUCGUGGCCCAAUGACAUCUGAAGGGCCGCAGGUUCCCCAGCAUGGCUUUGGGCAAUUUCUGUAUGUUGCUACAUGGGGAGAAUAUUCCAUGCUGCAUGGUGGUUCCCCUGUUCUCCCAUUCACCACUUUCUGCACUGGUUUCAGCUAUAUCUGUCCGCUGUUCAGGCAGUGUCAGCAUCAACACAGUUAAUACAUAGGUGCUGUACAGUGGUACCUCGGGUUAAGAACUUAAUUCGUUCUGGAGGUCCGUUCUUAACCUGAAACUGUUCUUAACCUGAGGUACCACUUAAGCUAAUGGGGCCUCCCACUGCCACCGCGUGAUUUUUGUUCUCAUCCUGAAACAAAGUUCUUAACCCGAGGUACUACUUCAGGGUUAGCGGAGUCUGUAACCUGAAGCAUCUGUAACCCGAGGUACCACUGUAUAACUUAAGGACAUGGGAGAUACUAGCUUUAAAAGCAUAACCUUUUAGCAACGUUGCCCAGCAACUUUUGUUGUUGGGCCACACCAUGCCCACUGAUGUGAAUGGAAUUUAGUCCAGCAGGCCAGUGUAUUGGUCCAAAACGUAACAGGCAUGAAAGGAAAAACUGGGACGGAAGCUCUAGUACUAUAACCAGGAAAGCUUAUCUUAAUAUUUCCCAUGUCUGAAUGCACCCUAACUUCUCAAUUCUAUCCUGUUCCUUCUCCUUUCCCCAGCUAGGGAUCAGUCCCUCUUUUCUGAGCCGAAAUUUCCAACGGAGUGCUUCUUCCUGACCCUCCAUGCCCAUCACCUGUCUAUCUUGCCAAGCUGCCGUCGAUACAUCCGUCGACUGAGGGCCAUCCGGGAGCUCAACAGGUGAGGAACGUGUGGAAUGUUGACAUUUUCUAAAUCUGGUUUUUAGCCUGCUGUCGACUUAAAUUACUUUCUGAAUGCUUUAGUUUGUUUUUGCCGAUAAUCUCAUUACUUAAAUUUUGCUGCAAACUGCUUUGAGGGUUUUUGUUUUACGAUCAAGCAGUGAAAAGAUUUUAUUAGAUAAAUAAAAAUAAAAUAAAUAAGGCAUCUCCAUACUCCCAAGAACUUUUGCUAACGGUCUGCCAGUUUCUCCUGCCUUCUUCGAGUCCCUUCAGUUUUUUGUUACCCACAGAGCUCUGAGCUGGCUGAUGUGUGGCAGAAAGGUUGUGAAUGCAGAUGGGGGCUCAUCAUGCGGCUGGCUUGCUAGAUCCAGAUGGCUGUGGGAAGCAGGGAGCCUGUCUUCUGCCGAUGAUCUCAAGCUCUGCAGGCAUUGUCUGCUUGGAGAGCCGUGCCAGUUCCCAGAAAGCUCUGCAGGCCACCAAUGGCCUCAUUGUUCAUCGAGGUCUAAAGGUGGCUUUGAGUAAUCGCUAGCAUAACUUGGCAAGAGGAUGCUUACUGUAGUGUGCAUGCACAGUAUCAGGAGGGAACUAGGAUUGGGUGCGCCAGCGAUUCAGUCAGCUGAGGGGAGGUUGUGGGGGCUGAGUAGGGGGAGAAGUGGAUGUUGGCUUGGUUCUAAUGCAACUCUAAGCCAUGGUUUGUUUUGCCAAAGGUUUGGCUUGUUGUGCAGCUGCUCUUGCCUCUAUAGUUUCAUGAGCUUCUGGGGUGGUCAAACAAACCAUAGUUAAGGAAGAGUGCUUGGUUCACACAUAAUACCAGCUAUAGUUCAAGCAAAUGAAGAUUCAUCAGCCAACUACAAACCAGCAUCUCUAAGUAGUAAUGGGCAAAGACUCCUUCGCUGAAACCCUGCUACCAGUUAAUGUCGACAAUAUUGAGCUAGAUGGACCAAUGGUCUGGUGUGAUGUAAGUCAGCUUCCUAUGUUCAUACGUUCAUAGCUUAGUGGUGGAGCAUCUGUUUCAUAUGCAGAAGGUCCCAGGUUCUAUCCCCAGUGGAGUCUCCAAGGAGGGCUGGGAAUGUUCAGUGGAGUGCCACUGCUGGUUGGCAUAGACAAUACUGACCUAGAUGGCCCAGUGGCCUGACGUGAUAUAAGGCAGUUUCUUGUGUCCUGUUUCAUUUACCUCUUCCUCUCUGGUGCUUUGCGCUCUCUGCCUUUGCCACAAUUGCUCAAUUUUUAUUUUUAUUUUUUUCCUCUUGUUUGGUUUACUUUUACAGGACCGUGGAGGACUUGAAGAAUAAUGAAACUCAGUGGAAGGAUUCUCCUCUGGCCACACGGCAUCGAGAAAUGCUAAAGCGCUGCAAAACACAGCUCAAGGUUUGUAAGCUGCGGUCGGGCAAAAGCCAGUUGGUCCCUUGCUCCAGCUUCGCCUUGAGGGUUUCAGGGAGCCAACCUUGACUACAAAUGAUUACAGAGGUAAGGCGUAAGAGGGAGACACGAUAGAGGCGUAGAAAACAUACACAUCACAUGGAGAAAGUGGUGUUUGGGGAAAGAAUUUUCUCCUUCUCUCAUACUACUAGAUCUUGAGGUCAUCCCAUGAUGCUGAUAGGCAGGAGAUUUCAGGGCCGAUGAGAACCCUUCACAGAACACAUAAUUAUUAUUAUUUAAUUCAUUGCUGCAACCCUAGGCAGGAAUGGUGAAGCAGAACUUCUGUGUUCAGAAGUGGCAUAUCUCUGCUUACCAGUUGCUGGGGUGGGGAUGGGGGCAAGAGCAGGAGAGAGUCUUGCCCUUCUGCCUUGCUUGUGGGCUCCUGUCUUUGUUGUCCACUGUGAAGACCAGGGUGCUGGACUAGAUGAGCCUUUGCUCUGAUCCAGACACCAGGCUCUUGCGUUCUUGUGCCCUGUAUAAUCAGUUCAUCCUGCCCAAACAAACAUUUAUUGAACUGCUUCUUCUUUCAGAGUAUGCUUCUCCCAACUUGAAUGCUUUGCUGUUCUGAGUGCAAUAUUUUGUUUGUGUAUGGGCGGGUGGGACAUAUUGAUUUUUAGUGUGGCGCUUUUGCUUAACUUUUGGGUCCUGGCAACUUCUCUGUGCAGAAAUUGGUGCGGUGCAAAGCCUGUGCAGAUGCCGGCCUCCUAGACGAGAAUUUCCUUAGAAGGUGCCUGAAUUUUUACAGCAUGGUCAUCCAGCUCUUGCUCCGGAUCCUAGACCCUGCCUACCCCAAGUGAGUCGCAUUUAGAGAUCUCCUCAUCUCACCCAGUGUGCUUUUUUGUGCUGGCCAAGUCGCUAGCUACCUCCUGCCAAUUAACAGUAGGUGUCUGCCCCCAAAAUGACUCCUAUAGGUGAGGCCAUUUUUCAGUUACCAGCUUUGAAAAGCCUAGAUAAUGCUUUAUGGGGAAGUUUUAAAAAAACAUCUCACUUCCCAAGCAGCCUGAAGUCAGUGAGGAGGAAAUAUUCAUCCUGACACUCUGAUGUGUAUCCAAUGUUAGUCCUACUUGCAGUAGGCCCAGUCGAAUAAAUAAACAUGAUUAAUUUGUCUAUUGAUUUCAGUGUGACAAGAAGUUAGUUGAAUGUGACCUUCUCUUGUCACCCUUCCUCAUCCUGAUACCCUCCAGAUGUCUCUGAACUACAACUCCCAUCAUCCCUGAUCGCAGGCCAUUAUUGAUGGGUCUGAUGGGAAUUGUAUUCCAACAACAGCUGGAGGGCCAGGUGGGGAAAGUUUGAUUUGUUUCCUUACUCUUAAAAUGAAACCUCUACAGGAAAUCGCAUACAAAUUGCAUACAUAUACUUUUGUUUUAAAACAGUAUAGGGUUUAACUUAUUUUUUGCAUGACCCUUAAAAUGUAUUUACCGUAUUUUUUGCUCUAUAACACGCACCCGACCGUAACACGCACAUAGUUUUUAGAGGAGGAAAAUCCGUAGGCAUGCCACCCGUAGGUAUUCCCUCCAUAACACGCACAGACAUUUCCCCUUACUUUUUAGGAGGAAAAAAGUGAGUGUUGUGGUGCAAAAAAUACGGUAUAUGGCUGUGAAUUUGCUUUCCAUGUAUGUGGCUUUUGGUUCACGGUGGCAUACUUAGCCAGUUACCUACCCUUUGCAGAGUUUUGAAAGCUAUUUAUGAGAGAUGCCUGCCCCAAGGCACUUAAUGGUCUUUCUCUCCUCCCUGUGUUCACAGCAUAAAACUGCCUUUAAACCCUGAUGUCCCGAAAGUGUUUGCAGCGUUGCCUGAGUUUUAUGUGGAAGAUGUCGCAGAAUUUUUAUUUUUUAUUGUACAGUAAGUAAUAUUGCCACCUUGUUCUUGUUGGCUUCCAAGAAGCAUCUGGCCACUGUAUGGAAAUAGCAGGAAGGGCCUUUGCUCAGCUUUGGAGCAUCUGUGUAGCAUGUAGAAGGUCCCAGGUUUGAUCCCCAUUGGCAUCUCCUGGUAGCCCCUAGAGAGCCACUGCCAGUCAGUGUAGACAAUACUGAGCUAGAUAGACGCAGUGGUCUGAACCUGUAUAACGCUGCUUCCUAAGUUCCUGUGUCUUAAGGGAAGGGCUGUGUUAGAGCACUUCCUGGCAUCUGCAAGAAGCGCCCAAGAAGACACCUUGCCGGAAACACUGGAGAGCUGGUGUCAGUCUGCAUAGACAGUAUUGAGCUGAGUGGACCAAAGAUCUGACUCAUUACAAGGCAGCCUUCCAUGUUCUUAGGCAAGAAGAUUAGACAGGCCUUUGGGCUGAACCAGCAGCUUACCUUGCUGUUGUGCUUCUCCAUUCAGGACCGUUUUCUCAUUUGCCCGUUUUUCAUCCCACCCCACCCCCCGUUGCCAGAUAUUCUCCUCAGGUACUUUAUGAGCCUUGCACCCAAGACGUUGUGACGUUCCUCGUUGUGAUGCUGUGCAACCAGAACUACAUCCGGAACCCCUACCUGGUGGCGAAGCUGGUGGAGGUGAUGUUUAUGACGAACCCGGCUGUCCAGCCACGGACACAGAAAUUCUUUGAGAUGAUUGAGAACCAUCCUCUAUCCACCAAGUUGCUUGUACCGUCGCUGAUGAAGUUUUAUACAGGUUAGCUGCUGCCUGACUCACAGUUUGGGUUCAACUUUAAACCCAGAGCUCCCUGCCCUGGGAUGUGAAGUGGUGUUGAUCGCCUUGGCUGAUUAUAGAAUUGGGAUCUCUAUGUCUAUACAUACAGUUCAGUAUCCCUUGGACCUCUGGCCAAUGACUGGGACCAUUUCUCCUGGAUUUGAUGUUCUUUUUGGAUGUUGGCAAGGGGUAGCUCUUGAUCUUCUGGUCAUUCUGGAGGCGACAGGGUAUAUCCCUUCCGUUCUAACUUCAAAGUGGUGGAUUUAUUGUCUGACUUACGGGUUUCCCUCCGUCCUCCCCAGAUGUCGAACACACCGGAGCCACCAGCGAGUUCUAUGACAAAUUUACAAUUCGCUACCACAUCAGCACCAUCUUCAAAAGCCUCUGGCAGAAUAUAGCUCACCAUGGCACCUUCAUGGAAGAGUUCAAGUGAGUUAGAAGGCUUUCAGCAUGGUGGGGGCUGGGUCUUAAGGGUUUCUGGACUGGCCCUCAUCUUUUGUGGUGAGACCAUAGCUCAGUGGGUUAGAGAUCACCUUCUUUGCAUGGGGAAGGUCCCAGGUCCAAUCCCCACCAUCUCCAGUUUAAAAAGAUCAGGUACCUGGUGAUAUAGAAGGCCUUUGCCUGAGAUGUUGGGAGAGGUGCUGCCAGUCAAUCUGUGCCUCCCUUCUCUCUCAUUUCAGUCUGGUAUUUGUGCCUCUCCCUGGGUAGAGCAUUUUUAAAGAGUUGUGCAGGAAGGCAGUGCCCAAAGGGGAAUUAAUCUGACUUUGAUGCACUGGAUAAGAGCAGGGUAGCAGUUCAGGAUUACAGAUAAAUAGUUGUAUUAAAGGCAUUUAGUCUUAAUCUUGUGUGUUCCUUACAACAGUCUUGUGGGGUAGGUUCCAUUUCCAUUUUGUGGGUGGGGAAACUGGUGCACAGCAGUAACAGAUGGCUGAGCAGGGAUUUGAACCUCUGCCAGAUCCAAGUAACAGCACUGGGGUUGCAGCUCAGUCGUUCUGCUAUAUUGGAACCAAGGAAUCCCAUCUCCAUUAGAACUCUCUGCUUCUGUCUCUCUCCAUCUCCCUCUCUCUCCUAGCUCUGGGAAGCAAUUUGUUCGCUACAUCAAUAUGCUGAUCAAUGACACAACGUUCUUGCUGGACGAGAGUUUGGAGUCCCUAAAACGCAUCCAUGAAGUGCAGGAGGAGAUGAAAAACAAAGAGCAUUGGGACUUGCUGCCCAGGGUGAGCAAAUGUCUCCUUUUGGAGGUUCCUCUGCCAUUUUCUGAGUUCGUAUACCCCACCUUCUAUGCAGCAAGUGCCCCAGUGUAUCGCAAGAAGGGUUGGCACCUGCCUUCAACAACCUGGGCACUGAGCCAGUUUUAAGGCCUGGCUGCUUAAAUAUAAAGUCCUGCAUAACUUUGGAUAGGUUAUCUGAAAAAGCAUCUUCUCCUCCACUAUCUCGUAAGGGCAUUAAAUAUCAACAGAUGGAACCCUGUUAAUUUUUGUCAUAGCCUGAUUACUCCUGGAGGUGAGCUUUUUCAUUGGUGUUUUUCAUAUUGUGGAAUGCCCUCCCUACUGAAAUAAUCCCCAUCAGUACAGUGGUACCUUGCGUUACAUACGCUUCAGGUUACAUACGCUUCAGGUUACAUACGCUUCAGAUUACAGACUCCGCUAACCCAGAAAUAUUACCUCGGGUUAAGAACUUUGCUUCAGGAUGAGAACAGAAAUCGUGCUCUGGCAGCGCGGCGGCAGCAGGAGGCCCCAUUAGCUAAAGUGGUGCUUCAGGUUAAGAACAGUUUCAGGUUAAGUACGGACCUCCGGAACGAAUUAAGUACUUAACCCAAGGUACCACUGUAUUGGUGUUUCACUGGCUCUUGAAGGUGCACCUUCUUAGGCAAGCAUGCCCCUGAACUUAAUGUUUGGUUUUUAAAAAACUUAAACUUUUAAUGGUUCUGUUUUUUAACUGACUUGUUCCAUUGGAUUUUAAAGUUGUGGAUGUUUUUAACACUUCGAAUUGUUAAUUUGUGUCUUGUUUUGGAUAUUUGUACACUGCUUAGAAGCCAUCCUUGGCAAGUAAGCAGUAUAUAAAAUAAUUAAUAGCAACUUAAUGUUGGUUGCAUCUGGUGCUUUGUGAUAUUGGGGGUGGGAGCAGUGAGAUGAAGCAAGGGUGUCUUGCUGCUGGAAGAUGUGGCUGGAAAUUUGAUAACAUAUACCAGCUGCUUGUUUUAUUUGAUGCUGAGGCAGAGGCAGUUUGAUUUGCAGCGCCUUUUCUUCUAGGACCAGCAACAAGCACGGCAGUCUCAGCUGGCACAGGAUGAGAGGGUGUCACGCUCUUACCUGGCCCUGGCGACAGAAACAGUCGAUAUGUUCCACAUCCUCACCAAACAAGUUCAGAAGCCUUUCCUCAGACCUGUGAGUAUAAGCUUGAGGUUUGUGAUGAGGCGCUUUAAAUUAUAAAAUAGGUGGCAACUUGAUUUGCAGGUUUUACUUACAUUACUGGCUCUGCGGUUCAUUCAUAGCCCAGCCAGCUUGAGUUCUUCAAAGUCGGUGUUAUUGUGGAUGCAGCCAUAAGCCUCACCUGUGAUUUAAAAGUUCUCAUCGUUGAGACUCUCACCUUUUGGGAAUCUCAGCCACUGCAGGUUAUGGAUUGGGCCAGAGAGUGUAAGGCCUGAAACAGAUGUAACAUUUUAAGAUCUCUUCACUGUGGCUAAGAUAUGGGGUUGUAUGCAGUGCUAGUCCUGUGCAGAGUAGACCCAUUGAAUCGAAUGGGCAUGGCUUAGACCCAUGAGUUUCAGUUGGCUACAACUCCAGAGGUCCAGUUCACCUAAACCAGGCAUCCCCAAAUUCGGCCCUCCAGCUGUUUUGGGACUACAACUCCCAUCAUCCCUAGCUAACAGGACCAGUAGUCAGGGAUGAUGUGAGCUGUAGUUCCAAAACAGCUGGAGGGCUGAGUUUGGGAAUGCCUGACCUAAACUAUUUGGGCUCCUUUUGUUCCUCUACAGAGGAAGUAAACCUUGAUCCCUGGCUCAAUGUUGCCUCCAAACCACAAUAAUAAACCAAGGCUUGUUCUUCACAGUUUCUUGGAGCAAAAGAAACCAACACGAGGGGUUUUGUACUACAGUUCCUAUCAUCCCUGACUAUUGGUCAUGCCAACUGGGGCUGAUGGGAGUUGUAGUCCAAAAAUUCUGGAGGGCACCACAUUGGCUACCCUUGGGUUAGUGGCCUCGGGUGUCCACAUGGUGCUAGAAGCCUUUGCCAUCGAGCCAGGGGCAGCCUGAAAAGUACUAGGUGGGUGCCUGCAAGGGGGCAAGCAGCCAUGGGGACAGGAAUGGCCACCUGGUGUACAAUCCAAAAGUGCCUCUUGUGCAAGGAGCGGUGGUUGCGUAGAUGAGAUGAGGAUCCAGAUUCCUAACUGCUGAAGGCAGUUGGCAACCUUCUGCCACACUACAAGGGUGUGACCAAGAAAAACAGAAUCCAGGAAGCAGCCUUGGUUCCCAUUGGGAAAAAGGAAACAGGUUUUGAUGUAGGAAAUGGUGGGCAUGGACAAAGCUACAUUGGGGAAAUUAGCACAGUUGCAGAACAUGGGACAAGCCUGUUGGAUCAGGACAUUGGCCCAUCUAGUCCAGCAUCCUGUUCUCACAGUGGCCAACAAAAUGCCUGUGGAUGCGUUAUUAUUAUUAAGCAUCCGGCAUUUAUGGGGAUUCAAGAAUUCCUCUCCAAUGAUAAUACUUUCUGCUGUGGCAUUUCCAGGAGCUUGGGCCGCGAUUGGCUGCAAUGCUGAACUUCAACCUUCAGCAGCUGUGCGGCCCCAAGUGCCGCGACCUGAAAGUUGAGAACCCCGAGAAGUAUGGCUUUGAACCAAAGAAGCUUUUGGACCAACUGACGGACAUCUACCUGCAGCUAGACUGCGCUCGCUUUGCAAAAGCAAUAGCUGAUGACCAGGUGAGUGGGGGAGUCCAGGAAAGAAAGGUGUUCAGAAGGUUAGGGUUAGGGAAGAAAUGAGUAGUUAGGGAUGGGGAAGCUGUGGCCCUCCAGAUGUUAUUGGAUGACAACUCCCAUCAACCCUGACCAUUAACUAGCUGGAGCUGAUGGGAGCUGGACUCUCAACAAAAGCUGAAAGGGCCACAGGUUUCCCAGGGCUUGCGUAGUUCCCUUUGCCAUCUCCAUAGCAGUUGGAUAUUGGCCCAUUUUGUUUUGUUUUUUCCAAUUUGGGAUGGCCGUUGCUUAACCUCUCAUGUGUGCAUGCAUAUUUGAGUAAGGAUACAUGAAUACCUUGGCAAAGAUUUUUAGGCGUUUCCCUAAUAGGCUUGCCUUUUAGGGGAAACUUUGGUAAUUUAAACAGCUGUAUAGCAUAUUCAAAGGGCGAGAAUCUUGGGCAAAAAGGUGAAUGCUCUGCUAGUCCUCAGUUAUUUUGUGACAGUUGGAUUCCACCCCCCACCCCCCAAAAAAAUGUGAUUUGAAGAAAAUUACUCCACUCUGAAGUUGAGAUUCUCCCAAAGCAUUUGCUGAAUUCUUCUUUCGAUUUGUAAAAUUCCAUGCAAUUUAUGAAACCCAGAAGAGUGUGCUGGGCACUGUGCCAUAUAGGCAUAGAGUUUUUUCCCCUGCUGGGUUGGUGUCGAGGAAGGAGUGGGCACAUCGUGUGUUGAUCACUGCACUGCAGAUAAAUCUGUAUCAGAUGUCUGAAGCAGCUUGAUGUGGUGGAGCUGAUUUGAAAGAAAGUCCCCAAGAAAGAACAAACCGAUAUUGCUAAGUCAUGCUGCCACAGGUUGACUUCUUUAAUGCUCUGCUUGUUCAGAGCAAGCUGUACAACCCUGUCUGAGGGCACCUACCUGAUGGGGAAAGUCUGAUUUCCAUCCAUAGUAACUGAAGUGUGUGUGUGUGUGUGUGUGUGUGUGUGUGUGUGUACCCUUUCUUUCUCCAGAACUGAGUUUCCUUGCACGUGGCUUUGUUGCUUGAUAUUUUGGUUACAACAGUCUCUCAGCUGCUUUCCCCUCCCCACUCCCGCUGGCUGAUUUGAUAUUUAUCUGGCAACCAUACUGCCUUGGGAUCGGAGCGCUGCCCAUCCUGCAGUGAUACUGCAUCGCACUGGCAAGCUCCCAGCAGGUGCCGGCUCUUGCUUGCUGUGACUCCUUACUGCAGGCUUUUUGGAGUUGACAUGGCGAGGAGGGAGGGAGAAGACUUUCUGAUUACAUGCCAACAGAGUCUGCCACUUGAUCGCUGGACAUGGAAGUGCACACAACCUAUCUAUUGCAGGAGCAGAUAGCCUUUCUCACGCUUUGGACCGUGUGUUAAUUUUAGGAAUGUCGGGAUUGCCAUCUGUGUCAGACCAAACAGUCUGUUUUAGCUGCACAUCCCGUCUCCCCACAUUGUGUAAACAGGUGCCUCAAGAAAGCUUCAUAGCAGAGAUUUCCAUUUCCAUUAAUUACCUGGUAUCUAGUACUAAAAGUAUGUCGAGAGAGGGGCGGACGGAGAGGAGAACAAGACAGCGUUGUGUGUGCUGUGAUUCCGCUGAAGUGCAAAGCAAGCAUAGAACUUGUUUCUGAGUAUGGAAUGCAGAUUCCUCAGGAUCUCAACUUUCAUUUAAAAAGAGAUACCACAUUUCUAGUCCUUAUCCCUGUGAAUAAUAUUUGAAAGAGUGGGUGGUGGCUGAAUUAAAAAAAUUCCAGGGGUUGAAGGAAGCGGCUUCAGUGCACUUUGCCUUUCCCAUAAUACACUAAACCAGAAUGAACAGCCCGGAAUGGCAGAAUAAGCUUUGCAAAGUAGUUUUAUUCCAUUUUGCACAUGUUCCCCGUGUCACUAACGCUCAGCUGGGAGGUGGUGAAAAGCUGCAGGGAAAGGACUUAACUCUUGGCUAUCCCCCCCUGACUUUCUGUGCCCUGUUCCUGCAGCAGUGCUUUAAACACAGAACAGCCAACUGCUUAGAAACAUAGAUGAGCUGCCUUAUACUGAACCAAACCAUUGGUUCUUUAAGUUCAGUAUUGGCUCCCUUGACUCCUGGGGCCUUCUGCAUACAAGCAGAUGGUCCUUCCCCUAAAACAGCAGUAAGGUGUUAGUCUUCAAGCAGCUGUAUACAGAGUCAGCCCAUUUGGUCCAUCUAGCUCAGCCUUGCAUCUACAUAGACUGGCAACAGCUCUCUAAGGUUUCCAGCUAAGGGCCUAUCUAAGGGUACUGGGGAUUGAGCCUGGGACCUUCUGCUUGCUCAGCAAGCACUCUGCCGCUGAGCUUAUGGCUUUGUCAGGUCUUGGUAGCGCAUGCAAUCAUUGUGGUGCUUUCUGUCUUUGCAGAGGUCCUACAGCAAGGAGCUAUUUGAGGAGGUCAUUUCAAAGAUGAGGAAAGCUGGAAUCAAGUCGACAAUAGCAAUAGAAAAAUUCAAGCUGCUAGCUGAAAAGGUGGAAGAAAUCGUUGCCAAGAAUGCCCGAGCUGAAAUUGACUACAGUGAUGCUCCUGACGAGUUUAGAGGCAAGUAGAUUUUUGUGGAGAUACCGCAGCUUCACCCAGGAAUCAUCAGCUAAAAUCAUGGGGCUAAAAUCGAAAGAGGGGUUAACAUUUUCGGAUUGUAUCCAAUGCUACUUCUGUUUAGAGUAGACCCAUUGAAGGUAGUGGCCAUGACUAACUUUGGUUAAUUUCAAUGAGUCUCCUCUGAAUGUGACUUAAUUGGAUGCAACCCUUAAGAAAUAAAUAAAUUUUAUGCUAAACUUGUGCAGAAGAGCAAGCUGGUUUAGCUUUUUCCAGAUGCUUUUUUCUUUUUCUUCCUUUUUAGAAAAUUGUAUAGAUGCACUCAAGGUGCAACAAUGAUACCUCUGUCAGUGUGAGGUUGUUCUUAAGAAAAAUAUCUCUCUAGCCUUCAGUUCUCUGAGAAUGUUUGCAAGUGAGUCUGAAGUUUAAAGUUUUGAUGAUCUUAAACCUUUCCUUCCAGAUCCACUCAUGGAUACAUUGAUGAGUGACCCUGUCAGGUUGCCAUCUGGGACCAUCAUGGAUAGAUCCAUCAUCCUCCGGCACCUUUUGAAUUCCUCCACAGAUCCAUUCAAUCGGCAAACACUAACGGAAAACAUGCUGGAACCAGGUAGAGAAACUUGUGUUGUAACCUAAGCAAAAUAGAGUAAGCGAGCUGAUAGCUGGUCUUUUUUUUUCUUUCAGACUAAUACUUUUAUACAAUAAAUAAGCAAAAAAACCAAGAACCUUCUCUUGGAAACUGGCCUGUAGUAGAGCAAUCUGACACCCCAAAAUCUUUUGUCAAGAUGUUCACUUAUAUUUAUUUAUAUUCUAAGCUUUCAACAAUAAAAAUCCAGAGUUACAAAAACAAAACCAUCACACACAAAACGGCCCCAAAUGGAACAAAUUCAGCAGAAGGUUGUCUGCUUUUUAAGCAGGGAGGGAUCCCUCUGCGAAACUCUGCAAUCUCUACAGAUGGAAGCUCUGAUAGCUGAAAAAUAUUGUCCAUGGCAACCAUGAAAUUGUAGUCUGGCAACAUCUGAAGGAUCACCCUUGCUCUAUGCUUCUGCUGUUGUCUUGAGGGACUGAAUUUCCUCAUCUGCUGAUAUGUCACCUGCAUAAGAAUGUUGCUUGGACCAUAUAGUACAGUAUGGCCAACUCAGCCUGUCAUGGCUGGUAGUCAUUGAUGCACCUCUGCUCUUCCAUUAAUGUGCCCAGCCCUCCCCUUAAAGUCUGCACUGGCUUCCUAUGUACUCCCGGGCCAGAUUCAAGUUUCUUGUGCUACUGUAUAAAGUCCCCAAAUUACUUAGGCCCAGGGUACUUCUUGCCCUGUACAAGUCAAUCACUGAGUUCACCUUUGGGGGAGAGCACUAUUUGUGGUCCUCCAUGGACCAAAAGCACAACUCGCACCAACAAGAAAUCAUGCCUUCAGUGUUGAGGAGCCGUUUUUGUGGAACUCGCUCCCACUAGAAGUCAGACAGGCACUCUCCCAUUUCAUUUUAGGAGGACUUUGCACACGAAUGUUCGUUGUUCCGUGUGCUCUGAGUGGACACGAGAAGCUGCCUUAUACUGAGUGAGACCAUGAAGCUCAGCAUUGUUUCUGCACUGACUGGCAGUGGCUUUCCAGGGUUUCGGGCAGGGAAUGUUCCCAGCCCAACCCUGGAGAUUAGACACGGGACCUUCUGCACACAAAGCAGAUUCUCAACCACUGAGCUUUGUUACGGUGAGGUAUUUUGCGUUUAACUUUCCUUCCCCUUCUUUACUCCCCCUACUCAGUGCCAGAGCUCAAAGAGCAAAUCCAAGCCUGGAUGAGAGACAAACAGAACACUGACCAUUGAGGACCCUUCUCCUGCCUGGCAGCACACAUGCCAAGGUCAACUGUGAAGAGCAGGACGAAGGGGAUUGAGGCGUGGGGGAUGUGCUGAUUCUUUUGGAAGUGGAAGCUGGCUGGGCUGGAGCUCACACAGUGCCUGUUGCUGCUGCUGCUGCUGCUGCUCCUGCUGCUGCAAAACGACAUAAAAGCAUGUGGAUGAAGAGAAGGAACAACAAAAAAUUUAAAAAGCAGCUUAAUUCUUGUACAUAUAUUUAAGUGAUCAAACAUGCCGGUCGAUAACGUUGUGGGGGAUAAGUUUAGGAAGCUGGCUCUUGUUAUGAGGCAAAAAUCCUCUGACAUCUCAUAAUUGGGGUUUAUACAGCUUGAAUUCCUUUUUUUAAAAUAAAAAAAAACCUGGAAGACAUGUGGAUCAGGGAAGCAAAACCCUCAACAUGUUGUGUUGUUUUUGUUUUAAAAAUAUUGCCAGGUCUCCGUUAAUUUGAUUGUGGUUGAAACCUUGAACAUUUUGCUGCUAAAGUGACCCCCAUCACACAUACACACUUUCUUUUCUUCCCUGUUAACCUUUCCUACACUACCCUCUCCGUUUUUUUUCUGUAAUGUGAAGCAAAUGUUCCCUGUAUAUUAAAAAAAAAAAAUCCUUCUCUAGCCCCAAGAGAACAUAAUCUUGAAAAGAUAAGUGUGCCUGCAACAAGUGUUAAUCUUGGGGAGGGAAUCAUAUUUUUCUAUUACACAUAUUCAUUUAUUUUUAUUUGGUCAGCCAUACAUGAGAAGAGUAAUCCACAAUGGCAGAGUUCCUUUUUUCUCUCCCCCACUGCCCCUGCCUUUUUCUUUUCUUUUCUUUUUGCACAUUGGAUUUUUGUCUUUUGGGAGACGCUUAAACGCUUUAGGGUUUUUUUGUUGUUGUUUUUAAAGCCAGAGAUCUAAUAAGCUAAAUGAUGAUGAUUCUGAGUCUUUUAAGAGCUUGUCUCCCAAGCGGGGCAGAUCAUUUUAAGUCUCAGCACCUACCAGUGAAGGCAGGAAUAUCCAUUUUUAUGUUGCGUACCAGUUUUGUAUCCAUGGCUUGGCCUUACCAAAGCAAAAAAAAAAAAAAAAAAGGGUGCAGAAAAAAAUGUAGACUUGCUUUUUUUUUUAAGAAAAACACAGAAACUAUAUAAAAAAGACGAAACAUUUUUGUAUGACUGCCCCCUGCUUAAAGAUACUUGAAUUUCCUUUUUAAAAAGGAUUUGAAACCACAGUGUUUAAAAAAAAAAAGCCUGAAAAGAAAUGUUUUCUUUUUUCUUUUUCUUUUUUCUGACAGUGUCCUCUGUUCAGUUCCUGAUUCUUGAACUACAAUAAAUGGUGAUACACAUUCACAAUA